AUGCCAAUUCCAAGCAAACACAUUGGCCGCUCUCAGAGCUGGGAUGCUGCAGGAUGGUAUGAAGGCAAUUGGGAGAAUGAAAGUUCAUUCGACUACCAGAGACCUCCGGGGAGAAGGAAUUCUUUAACCUACGGUGGUGAGGGAGUUUGGUAUGAGCAGCCAACCCAAAGACCACACGAUAUCAUCUUGCCGGGAGGUGCGGAGCUGAAGCAGGAGCCAUAUCCAUACCAGGAGCCAGUUUUUCACCAAGGUCCUUUGCGGAAAGGUUCCGUCCCUGAGUUUGCUUACUACGACAGACAGCCUACGAUGUCUGCACGAAGCUCCUUGCCACCUCAGGAUUACUACAGUGACCCUUCGCUAGCUGCCAGAUCACCUAAAGAUCCACGCUACUAUAGAGACCACAUGAUUAACAGACCAUUACCGAAUUAUGGCAGAUUGGCUUGGGAUCAGAUGCAAGUCCGGUCACCUGCCCCGCAUGAAGCCAGCCGCAUGUAUAGAGAUCCAAUGACUAAGAUGGUCCCUGAGGCGCAGAGGAUUCGAAACAGAGAUCCUUCUCAUGCAAGGUAUGGUGUUGAACCUCCAAUGCCCAGGUACGGGGCAGAACCUCCAGCAUUUCUGAACCGGCCAGCUUAUAAUGACACAGUGGACAGAUCUAUAGAUGCUGCAGGCAGUAGGCAAGUUACCCCAACAUGUUUGGUAGUUGAUCCAAACUCAACGGCAGCUCCUGAUGGAAGCAUAAACCGUGGUUAUGGACCAGUCCGGGAGACGGUCGGUGCAAAAGCUCCUUAUGACAGCUGCGAAACAGCCACAACUCCUUCACAAACUCAGGUGCCUCCACCUUUCCCAGGACAAGACAUUAAAAGGAAUGUGGAUCCAGAGUUCUUGGCACUUCUGCGUUCUGAAGGAGUAUCCGAAAGCACGCUCAAUGCCUUGCUGCAGCAGGGAUUUGAUUCUCCAAGCAUGCUGGCGAUGAUGGAGGAGAAUGACAUAAAAUCAGUUGCUCCGAAUCUAGGGCAAGCGAGAGUGCUUUCUAGAAUUGCCCAUAUUUACAAAGCAGAGAUGCAGAUGCAGAGGCAGGAAAGGAAAAGCACCAUCAUCCGUCCCAGACACAGGUCUAACAGCUUUAGUCACCGAAGCGAAUUGCUCCAGAAUGAGUAUGCGAUGCACCCAGCCACCAGCCCAAUGGCAGAUGGUGCAGUGAUGCACCCACCUGCAGCUGCUUCUAUGCAGCCCGUGUCGCCAAGAGUAGCAGAAAUAACUCGCCGUCCAUCUAGUGCUCCGACACAACACCUUCUAGAAACUGCAACUUACCCUGCAUCUGGCUUGCCCCAUCAAGGUGCUCCUUUUCUUCUCAACUCUGGAUACAGUGCUUCUGGCCCGUGCAAUAUGCACACCCGACAAGCAACUGGCUAUACUGCUCCAGCUGGAAUAGCUAUGAAUGCACUGCAAACAAAUCCACACCCAAGUCCCAAAACAGCAUAUUCGACCACAUACACAGUACCCAUGGAGCUGAUGAAGCGGGAAAGGAAUCCUCCAUUGUCCCCAAUGCACAGUCCUCACAACAGCCCCCAACUCAUUCGAAAACAAGGAACCCAAAUGGAGCCCAACCUGGUGCCAGCAGGACCAAGUUUUCCAAUGCAACACUCUCCAUAUCAGAAAACCACAAGGCGCACAGGGCCACCAGUCAUUGUCUCCACCAUGGCAUCGCCUGAACCAAGUAAUUACUUUAAAGUAUAUUACUUUAUAUGGGGUUUUUUUUAGAAUUGUUGUAUUCAUGUUUAAUUACUGGGAGGGGGGAUCAGCAUACCAAUAGCCUUAGAAAUAAACUGCUAUAUAUAUAUAUAUUCUUACCUGCACCAACCCGAAGAGUCAUUAAUCUACCUGGUAUAUAAUAAAUAAUUCCAGCAUGAGGAUGCACAGUGUGACUUAAUUUAGCUUUUCUAAUUUUUUUCUUAGUUCACAGCAGAUAAAAAUGGCAACUGUGCCAAACCAUCAUUUCACAGUGACUCUUGCAGCUUCUGUUAUUUGCAAGGGACAUAAGAUUAGAUACUAAACACUUUCUAGGGCAAUUAGGCUGAAAGGUUUCAUUUUUAGACUGAUUUCCCCCAGUUGUUAUCAGCACAAGUGUGCUUUUCAGAGGAAACAGUUAGUGUUUCCUUGAUGAAAUUUAUCAAGUAACUUAUCAAGUAACUAAUGAUGUGAUCCUGGAACUCCCCAGCUUGGACAGUAAUCAUUAUUCCUUUUGGAUUGAUUUUUCUUUUUUUCCUUUCUUUUUUCAAUAAGAUUUUUCAAAUAAAACACUAUGCUGUUGAUUUCUUAUUGGAAUUACUUAUGGCUAUAGAAGCAGUUAACAAAAUAAGUCUGCAUUUAAUGCUAAAGUCAAUCAUUAACCACUAGGUAAAUAAAUACUUCGUGGUGGGGGUUAUUGGUUUCAUUUGUUACCAUGUUAUUAUUUUUGGUUUUUUUAUACUGCAAACUCAUCCUUGGAUGAAGAAUAUAGAAAUAUAGAAACUAAUUAAUUAAAAGGUGGGAAUGCUUCUCCUAAAAUUCCUUUCUUGCUGUAUACAGGUUUUACAAGCUGUAUACAGAAUACAUAAACUGAUAAGUUUCUAACAUUGAUGAAGCUAAGCACAUAUAUAUAUAUAGUCCAUGGAAUUAAAUUUGUAAUGAAAGAAAAUAACUGGCAGAUCCUUAGCAUGGGUUACAUUCAGUUAAAUCCCAGUGAAAACAUUUGCCAUCAAUGAAAUUGUAGAAAUUGCCUCAGAUUAGUAAAUUGUAUAAUUUGACUUGUGCCCAAUGCUGUGUGCAGCUACUGGGAUUAAAUCCCUUUAAAUUAAGGGGAAUUUUCUUCUAAGUAAAUGUUUUUAGGAUUGAUCUGCAUGUUUAUUGAAAGUGAGUGACUUAACAAAGGACACAAUCCAACCAUGGUGAAGCAUAUUUUAAAUCCAAUUGAUUUCAAUAGGAGAAUUAAGCAUAUACUUUAACUCAAUUCUGCUAUGAUAAAAUAAAUUUAAAAGUACUUACAUUUGGCUUGUGCCCCAAAGUGUACUAUCUAUGAGCGUGAAAACAAUGUCUGAACAAUGACAGUCAUUUUAAAGGUGGAACUGAUAAAAGUUACAAUGUUCCACUUUUGCUCUUACGCUUUUUAAAGCACAGAUUGCUCUUAGUUUAGAUUUCAUGAUGUGUGAAAUAAAUACAUAUGUAGAAAUACCUUGAAUAUAUGAGAAUGCCAUAUGUACAAAUAUAUUAGAAACAGAGUAUACUGCUUUUAAAAAUAAAUAAAUGCUUUUGAAAGAAUUUGAAGGUAGGGUUGUGAAAAUGCUUCAUUUGCUUAAAAUGAUGUUUUUAGCAAUGUUGGAAAGAAGAGCCCUUGUGACUGCCAUUUGAACUGGGCUUGGUUGUAAAUGAAAGCUUCUAAAGACUGUUCAGGUAGAACAAUUUCUGAAUGAUUUCUUGUAAACAGAUUCAGAAUUUUUCAAUUUGGGAGUAAUAAAAUGUUUUUUGGAGAGGCCAACAUUUUGUCAUAGCUGUUAUCCAGUGCAUCUUUAAUUGAUAAUCUAGUGUUCCUUCAGAAACUUCAGACAUAAUACAAAAAGCAAAUAGCGACCCUGUGCAAGUCAUACUGUAGGUAAAAGCUUCUGGUUGCUUCUGGUAGCUUGUGAGCGCAACAUUUUUCAGUAGAGCUCAUGCACUUUUAAGAUUAAGGCAGGCGUUCUUUCUAAACAUGGUGAAAAUGGUUUGAACACACAUUAUGUGCCCUGAAAACAAAUGCCUCUGAAUAUAGAUAAUAUGUCAUACACUUCAGAAUAUCUCUCUCUUUACUGCUUAGUCCUUCAUCACUCUUAUUAAGACUUCAGGGAUGCGUAUUUGGGUGGUGGUGGGGAAAUCUAUAGCUGUUUUCCCUUUUUAAUGUGUUAGUCUGUUUAUAAGACAAUACCAACAGCAUUGUUGAGAUGUGAGCAGCCUCCUUCUUGAGUCAAACAUUUUUUCUCUACAACCAAUUCAUUUGCAUGAGGAUGACAUUUGUUGCUCCAGUAAUUUCAUCUGAUAAUGGCCAGCUUGCAAAGCGGAUCUGAAAACAUAUUCCUUAAUUAUGUGUUGCUAAGCAACGAGAGGGUUUGGUCAUAAUCACAGAAAGAUUAUCUUUCUAUUGAAGUCACUGCAAAGGUUUAGCUGAAGUAGGACCUUCUGCUAAUUCCCCCCCCCUUCCAUUCUUGUUUUGUUCUGUUUCUUUUUCUGCCCAAAACAAUGAAGGAAGGUAUUUGCCCCUCUUCUUAAAAUGCAAAUUUAAUCUAGGAGUUAAGGUAAGAUCCAUUGAUUACGGAAACAUGGGUGAAAUGUAGAUCCAGGGUAUCUUAAUAAUGAAGAAAUAUAAAUCUUUAUUUUAAAACAUUUUCAAAUAAUGCUCAGGAAAGGUACUUGAACAUGCAUAUGACAUUUAAAAACACAGUUGCAAGGUCAUAGUUGGGGUGCAGAAUUGGCCAGUGGUAGAAUGCUUAUAUAUAUCUUAUAUUUACUGCUAUGAGAUGAAUGCCAAGGGAACCUUAACUUUUUUUAAGGUAUCUGAAUCACAGUGUAAAUGUUAGCUUAGGCUGCAGUCCUGUAUGGGACUUACUUCUGAGUAGAUAUAUAUAUAAGAUGACAUUGUUAGGCUCUAAUCUUACAUGCACUUAUUGAUGUGUAAACCCCCUUGAAUUCAAAGGGACUCCAAACCCUUGGGGGAGGGUGUUCGUUCCAAGGCAGGAGGAGAAGCUAGACAGAUGUGGGCUCCAAGAGAUUCCGAGCCAACCUUUCACUACCAGUGGCAGGGAUGCAUAUGGGGUAAUGGCUCUGCCCCCCAACAGCUGCCCUGCAGGGGCUUGGGUUGCUCCGUUACUUUCAAGUAAACAUGUAAAGGUUUGCACUGUUAGAUUUUCCCCUUAAAUUAAAGGGAUUUCCACUAAUCGGCUGCACUGUUGGCAUAUAAAGAUUGGUUGAAGUAUAUAGAUAUCAUAAGCUUCUAGUGAACUUGAUUUUAAAAUGUAAAGAUUUAAUUGGUAGCUUUAGUUGUAACACACCUUCUAGAGAGCAGUCCCAAUUGAACCAGAGUGAGACUUGCAUCUGCGUAAACAUACAUAAGAUUGCAUUGAUGAUAUAUAAUGGAUUGUAACUAAUUCUGUCCAUGCACAUAUAGAACAGAUGCCUGCUUAUGGACUUUUCCUCUCCCCACCCCCCAGCAGCCUCAAAAUCUGUUCCAGAGAGUUGAGGAAGAGCUGAAGUCCACCUAUGCAAGGCUGGCUUCCAUUGAAUAUCUUCAAUGAGAUGUCUUUUAAAAAUCAGUUCACUCAAUUUAUAGCUUCAUGCCUUUCAGUUUUUGCCUUUUCAGUUACAGCAAUUCAGGCUCAAGGACACUGACUUCAGCAGUAAGUUGUUAUUAUAUAUUUUGUUUAAUUAUGCAAGCCAAUGUAUCUACAACUGAGCCAGUUUCAAGGUCCUUGUAUUAAUUUAAAGAGUCCUGAAUGACUUAGGUCUAGGGCACCUCAGGGACCCUUAUUUCCCAGCUUGGCCACUGAGAUAAUCUGCAGGAGCACCACUGGUCGUUCCCUGAGUUGGCAGGGAUCAUUUGACAAAUGCAAGGAACUGAGCCUAUAGUGUAAUUGGCACAAUACUGUUGAAUACUCAGCCAAUAGAGAAUCAGCAGGUUUCAACUUUUAAAUGCCCACUGAAAACUUUUCUAUUCCAUCAGGCCUGUUCAGGUGAUUUGGAAUUCAUCUUUCCACAAUAGCUGAUUUCUGGUUUAAACUUCUUUAUGUGGUUUUGUGUACUGUUGUUGCAAACUGCUCUGAUAUAUUUUAUGAAUAGCGGUAUGGAAAUAUUUCUAUAAAUGAAUAAAAAGAUUUAUAAUAUGGCAUAGACAAGAAACUCAAGGAGUUGAUGUGAAAACUAGAGGUAGGGAAACUGGUCUAACAUCAAUCUGGGAAGGGCUCAUUCUUUCCAAGCUUUUAUUUCUGUUUCUGUUUUAAUUUUAAAAGAAAAAAGGGGUUGGGGAUUUUUUUUCUUAAAUCAUUACAAAUCUGUUCCUGCUAGCCCUUGCUUGUCUGAGCCUCCAUACCCAUUGCCUAACUCUGCAGCAGCAGCAGGCAUGUAGGUAUGGGGGGAUGUGAAUGGACAAACAAGGAGGGGAGGAAUAGGGCUACUCCUUGGGUUUUCAUUGGUCCUCAAAGCCUUACCAACACAAACUGCUUAGCUCUCAGAGCAUUUUAGUUUGUCAGGGCUGCUGGGUCCUGUAUAAUUACAAUUCUUACAAUUUUUCACCAGCAGCUUUUUGUUUGCAGUCAGGUUUUUGGGCAUCAUUGCACUUCCAUAACACUGUUGCUGCUACUGGAAGGGGAUGGGGGGCAGAUCAGAUUUGCCAAGCUUAUUUACAAGUCUAGCUGAAAUUAAAGGGAUUUGGGCUCAUAUCAUAAAAGUUAUGUUAUUGCCAGACUGGGGGAGGCUCGCUUCCCAGCCCUUCACCUCCAAUUCUGGAACUCUGCAACAUCACCUACAAAGAUGGGCUGUAAACUUAAUUCCUUUGCCAAGCAAUUCUCUCUGAAAAUGUAAAAGCUUAACCUUGCUCACCCAGCAUUGCCAACUGCUUUAAAUGCCUUUCACGUCUGCCAUAGUUUCAAGCUUUGGCUAGAAAAACACUUUGGAAAGCACACAAAAAAUAAAUAGAAUAGUCAUGAAUUUAGACUUUAAAAUAAUCUUUUAAAUUAUGAGACUUGUGACAAAGCUACAGCAGUUAGCAAUCCCACUUGUUGACAGUAAAUUUACAGUUUUCAGAUGUCUUUUCUGUCACUCAUUGAUAUGGGAUGGGGAGAUCAGGAGCACAGUUUAAUCCUACUUUGUUUUAAGCAAUUGGAGUUAGAAUAAUUCACGGUGCUCUGAGUAUACAUAACAGGAAAUGGGAUUUAAUCAAAAGUGAAAAUAGAAGCUUUCAUUCCCCUAUAACAAAUGAAGAAGGAAGUUGGGGGAGUGAGCCCUCAAGUCCAACCUUCACUGCAGCUUGUUCCUGAUUACCGAAGUGUAGUUUAUAAUUAUUAUUGUAGGAGCCAAUCCUAAGUGAUGCAAGCAAGCCAGGCCAGGUUUGAGUAAUACUACCAGCAAAAAAAGUGACGAACCUUGUCACAUUAAAUAAUAGAUGCCUCAUAACCCGUACUUGUGGAUCCUCCCUACCUAAGACUUCUGAGUUACAUUUGUGUCCAUAGUAUAUUUACAACUGAUUGGCUCAGAUUCAAAUUUGCACUUUUUAAAUUUACUUUAGUUAGUUACCUUAAUCAGAAAACUCUUUAAGCUGUGUAUAUAAUAAAUAAGAUAAAAUCGGCAAUACUUUAAAAACAACAACAAAGACAGGGAAUAGCUCUCCUUCUGCCGGACCACCAGCCUGAUAAAUAUAUAAUUACAACAUUUACAUUUGUCAUCUGGGGGCAGCCAUUCCAUCAGACUGCCUCACUGGGAGAGAUAGGAAACAGAGCUCAUUUCACUAGCUUUUCUGGAAGUCCAGCUCCAUCAGGCACUUCCUGCCCCUGAACUAUGCCAGCUGGUGACUAGAGGAACAACUGUUUAGAAAUUUGUGCCUAAAUUUUUCUUCUUCCCUCCCUGUCACUUUUCCCUUGUCUUUCAUGUAUUUUUAGAUUGCAAGCCUACAGAUAGGGACUGUCUUGUUUUAAUUGAUCAUAUGUAAGCCCUUCUGAGAGCUAGAGAGCGGGGCUUUUUUUAGGAAGCCCCCAAAAUUGGCAAAAAAUUGGGCGCCAUUUUUACACCCAAGAACCAGGACAUUUCAGGAUUUCUGACAUCUUCCUAAGAGUCUUUAUAUGCUCCUUGGGCUAAAGCAAAUAGGUGUAAUACUGCUGGCAUCUUUACCAUGGUCAAAAAAAACUGGGAGUAGCUUGUGGGCUGCCUUCUUCCUAUUUUCUGCGUGUUUCCUCAUCCUUUUUCUUAUAAGCUGCAACCAUGCUUGUUUACACUUGUACUUACCAAUGUUAAUGUUUGGAAACCAACUUCAAAUCUUGGUUUCAAUCGCUAAUGGAAAGUUAACUGUGGUUAAUGGUAACCAUUAUUAGUCUCAGUGCUGAUGUAAUUUGACACCACAGUUGGUUGUGCAAAGGGAAGGUAGGUUUGAAGGAAGAAUGAGGCAGCCCUAAGCCUCUUAACCAUGGUUAAGGGAUCAGUGGCAUUAUGUCUACACAGAGCUGGUGAAUGUUACUUAAUGUGCACAUCGGCUUGACAGACGAUAACCACUAGCAACCUAGUGUUAACUUGGGUAGUGCUCAUGCUUGCUGUAUCCUACAACAGAAAAAUGAAUAAUGACAAUACGGGUUUCUAAAUAAUAAUAAAAAUUGAAUGCAAAUGACUUUUCCUCACUUGAGGUGUCGAAAUGCUACUCUCACAGUGAACAAAGAGUAUGCACAAUUUCAUCUUCAUAAACCACAUGCAAUUUUAGAGACAAACAGAAUUGUCCUUGAAUUAUUUAUUUCAUCUUCCAUAUGUAAAAUUGCUUCACAAAUUUUAAUAAAUACCAAUCUUUACAGUGUCCAUGUAAUAUUUAGGAAGAUAUCUGAAACCAUUAAAUAUGUGUCUUUUGUCACUAGAAACUGUUCUCCCCAGCUAUGAAGUUUUAGCGGUGGUACAUGAGGAUGUGAAUAGGAUGUUGAUGAAAGGUGAUGAAUUAUACUACUGAAUUGUGAUUAAAUCACAAAGGUGUGAGCUUGACUCCCAUCCUGCUUUGUUCUGAGCAGGAUGCCAGCUAAAUAUUAGCACCUGUUCUUCACAUGCUUGCAUCGCAGUCAACUAUCCCUCACCAUCCUUGUCCUUACACGUUCUCCAUUUACCGUAUUUUUCGUUCUAUAGGGCGCACCGGCCCAUAGGACGCACCUCGUUUUUUGGGGGGGGAAAUGAAUAAAAAAAAUUAUUCCCCCCCCCCGCGGCUGCCGCCCCAAGCCUCGCGCGCUCGGCGGGACCUCCCACCGGGCGCGCGAGGCUUGCAGACACUCGCCCGAAGCACGGGGAGCCCUCCGGAGGGCUCCCCGGGAUUCGGGCGACAGGCUGCAGCCCCAAGCCUCGCGCGCCGCGCUCGGCGGGACCUCCCGCCGGGCGCGCAAGGCUUGCAGACACUCGCCCGAAGCACGGGAGCCCUCCGGAGGGCUCCCCAUGCUUCGGGCGACAACCUGCCGCCCCAAGCCUCGCGCGCUCGUCGGGACCUCCCGCCGGGCACGGCAAGGCUUGCAGACACUCGCCCGAGCACGGGAGCCCUCCGGAGGGCUCCCGUGCUCGGGCGACAGGCUGCAGCCCCAAGCCUCGCGCGCCGCGCUCGGCGGGACCUCCCGCCGGGCGCGCAAGGCUUGCAGACACUCGCCCGAGCACGGGAGCCCUCCGGAGGGCUCCCGUGCUUCGGGCGACAGCUGCCGCCCCAAGCCUCGCGCGCUCGGCGGGACCUCCUGCCGGGCUCGCAAGGCUUGCAGACACUCGCCCGAGCACGGGAGCCCUCCGGAGGGCUCCCGUGCUUCAGGCGACAAGCUGCCGCCCCAAGCCUCGCGCGCUCGGCGGGACCUCCUGCCGGGCGCACAAGGCUUGCGGACACUCUCCGGGGCUGCAGGCUGCUGCCUGCAAGCCUUGUGAGCCCACGGGAACUCCCACCGGGCUUGCAAGACUUGCGGAUAGCUUCCUGAAGCCUGGAGAGCGAGAGGCAUCGGUGCGCACCGAUGCCUCUCGCUCUCCAGGCUUCAGCGAAAGCCUGCAUUCGCUCCAUAGGACGCACACACAUUUCCCCUUCAUUUUUGGAGGGGAAAAAGUGCGUCCUAUGGAGCGAAAAAUACGGUAUAUAGAGAGCCACCUGCUCUAAAUCAGCCUGUUCCUCAUACAGGAAUUCCUUCUUUGGUGAGGUCUCCCUCACCAACAACUUCUAAAGAAGAUUUAAAAACAUUUCUGUACCCGGGUGGGUGAUUUUUCUUAAUGUACCUAAAGGCAGUUAUCAUCCUAGUCUAAUGCUUUAAUGACAGUAAUUCCAAACACUAAAUAUUUGUACAGUAUUUAAAAUGUUGGAACAAUUUAUCAAAAUGAAAAUUAGAACUAUUUCAUGAAAAAGUACGCUAAAUACGUAACAUUUUCCUAUUACAGAAUGUUACAUUUAACCAGUAUACUUUAUAUGAACUGUUACUUGUACCUCACAGAAAACGGCAAACAUUUGCUAUGCCCAAGUGUCAGUUUACACUCCUGAAUUUCUCCAUGUGAUCAUGUAUGUGGGCACACAGACCCAAAGAGAGUUGGUUUGAACUAUGGUUUGAACGCGAUCUGGUUGGAUAGCAGGAGAAAGUGCUACCAAGGUGAUGGUAAUGCUCACUGUGUCAGCACCCUGUUCAAAUUUUCUGCAUGUGGUUAUGUGGAUAGUUCUAAAAUUACAGGUUUAUGUAUCAACCAUCCUGCCUCAUCUCCAGCAAAGUGCAUGCUAUUUGGUUCCCUAGAGAAAGGUACAUUGUGUUUACUUUCAAAUUUCCUGAGAUUUAGCAACAAUUUAAAAAUCUAUUCAUUUAUUUUGAAUAUAUUUAUCCUUCCAUUUCUGGGCUCAAGGGAGAUCACAGUAACAAAAAUAUUAAAUGCAAUCUUAAGCUAGUAAAGUCAACUGAAAGAAAACAGCACCCACCCUAUAAUAAACAAACAGCCAAAUGCCUUGUGAACCAAGAAUCCUUUUUUUUUUUUUUUGCACCCUCUUAAAACAAAACAAAACAAAACAAAACAAAACAACAGCUCUGCACUUCCCCUAGGAAGGUACUCGGGAUAAAGGCCUUGUUCCUUAAAGCGGAUGUUCUUGCUUCCCAUUGUGAGGGUAUUUGGAGCAGGGCCCAGCCUUCUGACAAUAAUUGCUGCCAGCCACAUAUGGGGAGAAGUGAUUUUAUGUUGUGAGUCCUAGGCUGUGGAGGGUCUUCAAGUUAAGCAUCUGCACCUUGCAUUCGGUGUGAAAACAAAUCAGCUGCCAGUGCUGUUGCAAAAGCUAGGAUGUUCCUAGUCACUAUUAAGAGCUAUGCAGCACCAUUUUGCACUAGCUUGCCCAUAUUGAGCAUAUUGCUAUUUCACAAUAGCUGAGAUUGUGUGCAGAGGGCUGCUUUGUGUGUACUUCAUGGCUUGGACAUGCCUGGGGGAAAUCUGCUUCUCCCACCCCCACCUCCAAAUAAACAACCCCUCGCACACUGGUUGUGUGGUUUGGGGGCUCUUGGCUCAUGUGUUCCUUUUUCCUUUCUCAUGUUGACAAAUGAAGCUGCCUACUAAAUUUUGUUUGACAUUUCUGAAUAGUUGCAUUCAGAACGCUGUCCACUGGCUGACAGGUAUGCAAUACAGGAUUGCUGCAAUCUAAACGUAAAAGUCUAAAAUAUUUGUCAGCAAACCAGAAGAGAUUAUAUGUUACAAAACUUCACAGCUCAUUUGCACUGGUGGAAAGAGCCAAACACACAGUUUGGGAGACUUCCAGUCAAUAGCAAAAUUAGUGUCCUGUCCCCACCCCAAUGAUCUAUGCUGGCUCUAGCCUUGUUCAGUGCUAACUGUGAAGAUACUUCGCAAGUGUUCAAAGUACUUCAUGUGCAUUGCCUCCUUCUUAUCCUUGAAGUUCCUCACCAUGCAUCAAAUGGCUAGGCUGUGUAUGAGGAGUCCAUUCAAGGGAGGAAAUAGUCUACUAGUGAACAGUUGCACAGGAGUUUAGAUGAGUUUGGUCCCCUUUCCUCCUUAUCAACUGAUUUGUAGAGUUUUAACUUUUUUGAAGUGGUUCCUUCAGAGCUGCCAUGUCUUCUCUGGAUUCUCAGUAAAUAAGUGAGCAAAUUGAAUAGCAUUCAGCACAACUAAACUUGAGGAUAUGGUAGAGGUAGCAAGCUAGCACACUGAGGAAACAACUUCUGUUUUGUCCCUUUGAGACAAUUUCAAGUUAUUCUGAGAAAUUACAGCCCACAUUUGGUGUAAGAGUACAUAGUAAUUUAUUGGCUGCCAUAUAUAUUGUUUUUAAUUAGUCACAUGAGCAGUGUUGUCAAAUGUAAAGUUAGGUCUUCGUGUUUGUCAACUAGGAAUUCAGGAAUUUUUAACACUGUGAAAAAGAAAGGAAUGUUUGAAAGAAAAUCCCUUCAAACUUCCAACAGCUGUAAUCACUUCUUUGCACGGAGGGAUUAGAAGUAUUGUUUAGGCUCACAUUUAUUUUUAUUAUUAUUAUUUUGUUAAAAUGCUUCUAUACUCGCCUUCAUCAAAGCAGUGAACAACAAAUGUAGAUCAUGAUGUGCAACAAAGAAGAAAAAUCAAUACCAUCAAAAGAAAUAAUAAAAUAACCCAAAAUAACACUUAAAAAAAAAUGCCUGUGUAGAUUAAAAUAGCUUAACCUGUGGUCUGAAAGCUUGUAAAGCAGGCACCAGCUAUGCCUCCUUAGGGAGGGCAUUCCAGAACUUAGGUGCCGCUGAUGAAAAAAACCUUUGUAAUUUUAUAGCACAGUUCCAAUAAGGAAGGUCCUUGGAGAAGGGCCUCGUCUGAAGAUCUUACGAUACAGGCAGGCUAUUAUGCUUUCUCUCCUCUUCUCUUACUAAGUGUACCAAGACGUCCCACGGUUCCCCCAAGUGGAUUUGGGGGAAGGACUCCAUUCAGAUGCAUGGUGGGAAUUCUUGGUUCAGAUGUUAUCUUCUAAGCGUCUUUUAUGAGCUACCUUAUAUGAAGAAGCAUGUGAACCCAAAGGCCACUCCCCUUUGUGUCUAGGACCCGCUGUUUAGGACCCACCACAUGCUUAGGACUGGGGUGUUAGAAGGUCACUGUAAGAUCAGUUUGUAGAGAGCAAUUUGGGAAAUGUCUUAAAUGGUUCAAGCUCCUAAACUCUGAGCGAUUCCUGGAAAGGUAACACUUAAAGUUUUGUAAAUAUGUUCUCAGUUAAAAAACACAAUGCUCCUAUAAGCACAGCUGUGUGUAGUAUAAACAUAGGACCGAUACAUGAAAGAGAAUAUCCUGUUUCAGUGAGUUUGUACAGAGCAAAUAAGGAAUUCUUAAGUUCUGUUGAGAGUAGCGAAUGAGAAAUGGGAUAUCAUGAUUGACUGACCUGUUUCUGAAACCAGAUCUUUUGGAGCUUAGUAGAAGUCUCCUUUAAGUAUAUUGUGGGUUUGAUAGAAAGCUUUCCCCUUGGGAGAUGGUGGAGGGAAGUCCUGUACGAUUGUGCCUCUUUCCUGGUUUUCCCAGCUACCCACUGGUAAGACUAAUUGCUGUUGUAGGCUACACAGUGGUGAACAAGGGUCACUUCAUUGAUUAAUAUGAUUCUUGCUCCCUUGGCACAUCUUUGAAUCUGGUUUAGUUGCAUUCUGUUUGAACAGUAAUGCUGCUAAGUGGAGAGUAACUGAGGUUCAAAGUCCGGAAAUGUAAGUUAUACCUUUCAGAGUCCUAAAUACUGGUAAUUAAUAUAAAGCACAUGAACCUACACGUCUAAGAAAUUAAAGAAUUCUGCAGAUGUUUGUCAAAGAAUCAUCAAAUUGCCUGUGCUUCUGGAAACUAAAAGAAGCACACAAUAUUUGUAUUUACAAGUUUUGUUACAUCUGCUGUAAGAAAGCAAAAGUCCAGGAGAGGCAGCUUCACAUUGGAAAGGUUUUUUUUUUUGUCAUUAUUUAAAAAAGUUUUCCACUUAAAAUACAAUAAAAGCCAAACUAAUCUUAAAAGGAAAGGAAAGAAACCAAAAAAAGAGAAAAAGAAAGAAGGAGGGGUGAGUAUAUUAAUACUAAGCUUCUUAUAUCUUUAUUCCACACACAGAAGAGUGAACUUUUGCCCAGCUCUCACCUGGAAAUCUAUGCUAUGAAUCUAUGCUAUGAAUCUAGGAUUCCUUCCAAUGGUGAAGGAAAAUUCAACCAUUUCAUUUUCCUUCACCAUUACCACCAUAAGAAAACAGGCUCAAGAUGGCCUUUAUCUGUUAUUCGCUUAUUUCGCUUAUUUGAUUUGUAUCAUUUUUGGAUUAGAGCCCCCAAAGCAGCUUAAGAUGCUCACAAAUACUACAGAAGGAGUCAUUAUGAUGGUGUGUAUUUGUCUUCCUCCUUCCCUUUCUUGGUAUUCUCACACAGAGCAGUUGGUCUUAUAUGGCCAUGGUAAACAUGAGAAUGGGGCAGUCUAGACAAAUCUGAGCUGGGUGUGUAACAGUAUUUAUUCCUGACUUCCUCCCUCUCUUAAAGCAGAUAACAAAAACAUGUGAAUUCUGAACAAAAUCCAAACCUUCCAAUGCAGACAUAUCCAGACAGCAAGAGAAACUGAGCAAGGACACAUCCAAGCAUCUCUGCUCUUUGACAAAAUGAUUGUCUACUCCUUGAUACUAAGAAAAGGAAUAAAAAAGUAGCUUCCAGAGCUUGCAGAUACACCAAAUUGAGCAUGCCAUCCCUUAACUUUCAUAAGAUUACUCCAUAUUCUGAAAGAAGCCGAUUAUCGCAGAACUCAGCUGAAAGGAUGAGUGAAAAAGUUGUGAUUGGCAACACAGGGUGGAAUUCAACUAAAUUUGACCUGUUGAAAUGAGUGAAUAUAGGUUAGGUCCAUUAAUUCCAAUAGGCAUCAACAGCUGGGCAUGCCUCCAGUUUUUGUACAGUGGUACCUUGGGUUAAGAACUUGAUUUGUUCUGGAGGUCCGUUCUUCACCUGAAACUGUUCUUAACCUGAGGCACCACUUUAGCUAAUGGGGCCUCCUGCUGCUGCCGCGCCGCCGCCGCGCGAUUUCUGUUCUCAUCCUGAAGCAAAGUUCUUAACCCGAGGUACUAUUUCUGGGUUAGCGGAGUCUGUAACCUGAAGCGUCUGUAACCCGAGGUACCAUUGUACUCAAUCUGUUGUUGCGACCUUUGGUUUCUACUUCUCCUUGGUCAUAAUUAUUAGCACAACUGUUUCUGGCAUAACUAGUUUGUGGCAUCUGCUUCUGGAAGUGCAGGGAAGAACAACACCUUUUUUAAAAGGACAUUCUGUGUCUCUGAGGAUGCCUCUGAGCAGUUUCCUAGUGGAAAGUGGCUUUGCCUCUCGUUGUAAAAGUUAUACCUGGCCUUCAUGGGGGUACUUUCUUAGCAACCACUCCCACUGGAAAGACCAUGGAUACUCUCACUGUGAUUACACCAUGGUAAGCAGUUUAGAUAUUACAACUGGGGCAGAGAUCAUUCACCAUGGGUGGCAUGUUCUUUGCAGCAUGCUGUGAAUAAAAUAAUAUAUGAUUUUGAUCAAUGGGAUAGGAUUUUGUUAUUGAGAAUGGAAGGCAACUUGUUGGUGGUAGUUAUUUAUUCAAUUUAUUUAGAAAAUUUCUUAAUCACUUUAUAUUCAAAAGAAUCUCAAAGUACUAUACAGAAAAUAGAAAUCAAAUACAGUGGAACAGGAUUUCAGAACAUUUUGCAAAUGUAGAUGUAAAUAAUUGCUGGAUUAUUUUCUAAAAUGAGUUUGAAAAGGACUAAAUUUUUUUUGCAAAAAGAUAGUAUUCAAGAAUUAUAACAACUCAAAAUAGUCAUUUAAAAGUAUGCUGUCAGAAUUGCAAGCAGCUUAUCUAGCUGACUUAACUUUACAACUAUCUGAUAUGUAAGAAUACAUGUCACUUGUAUAAAGUAAAAUCUUACAGUGCCAUGCCCAAUGGCACAAUCUAGAGAAGUUUAAAGUGUUUGUAGAGAGGGACGCAGAUGGCGCUGUGGUCUAAACCACAGAGCCUAGGGCUUGCCGAUCAGAAGGUCGGCGGUUCAAAUUCCUGCGACGGGGUAAGCUCCUGUUGCUUGGUCCCAGCUCCUGCCAACCUAGCAAUUCGAAAGCAUGUCAAGUGCAAGUAGAUAAAUAGGUACUGCUCUGGCGGGAAGGUAAACGGCGUUUCCAUGUGCUGCUCUGAUUUGAUAGAAGCGGCUUAGUCAUGCUGGCCACAUGACCCGGAAAAACUGUCUGCAGACAAAUGCCAGCUCCCUCGGCCUGUAAAGCAAGAUGAGCGCCACAACCCCAGAGUCGUCCGCGACUGGACUUAAUGGUCAGGGGUCCCUUUACUUUUAAGAGGGUAUGAACAAUAAGUAGAUUAUAUCAUAGAGUCCAUCUUUAAUGGUCAGUGUAGUCGUCUUGUAGGAAACAUUGUCUAUUGACCCUCAAGGCUGAAAAAGCCAAACUUCUCUUCAAUAUAUUUCAAGUCAGGUAAAGAAAAAGUCCCAGUUUCAAUCUGGAACAUGUUAUGACAUUUCUUUCCACUUAAAAGGUGAACAAAGAAUGAAAUAUCAUGCCAGUUGUCUAGCUUAGUUUCCACAAAGUACCCUUCAUAAGAGCUCCAAAUCCUCCUCUUACUAUAACAAGUAUUAGAGGGGGUUUUUUUCCAUAGGAGUUUUAUAUGAAAAAAAUAAUAGCUUGGAGGAGUAAACAUCACUUUGUGACAGGCUUUAGUGCUUUACUGCUUACUGGGCUUCAAGCCUGGAAGGAUUUAAAAAUCAUUAUACUUUAAGGGAAAGUUGAAGAGAAAAGAGGGAAGGGCAGGGGCUGUUCCAGCCAGCUGUUGUGAUUUAGGAAAACACUUAUAUCAACCAAAAGAAAAGUAACUGAGAUUGAGAGAGUCAGACAGCCUAGAAAUAGCCAUACCCAACAAGAUUAGGACAAAAUUAGAGCCCCAGUCUGGGUGAGCUUACUUCUCUAAUACUACAAACAUUAAUAAAGACAAAUCUUUGAUCUUCGUGGAUUGGGUUUUUUAAAAAAAUCAUCCUCCAAAACCUUUUAUUACAAAACAUUGUUCUUCAGUUUUUGAUUGAUUGCUUUGCAAUAUAAGUGGAUGGUGUAGCAUGUAAUAAUGCUUUGGCAAAUAGACACGCAAUGCAGCUGCCAGUUUUAUUCUUUAUGUUUAUUUUUUGUAAAGGAAAGUUUCUUGUUCUAAAGAAUCAAUGCAUUUUGUGGUGCAUUUCCAUAUUUAAUGUACAAGGGAAACUUGUCACCCAGGAUUACAACAAUGUUGUAGUUCAGAGGUUUUAAACCUUUUUGGGUCCACGGGUCCCUUGACCAGCUAUAUUCUUUCUGUGGCACCCCUGUGGGGCUCAGGAGCCCAGUUAUGUCACCCCUUGCCUACAGAGCCAACAGCCCCUCAUCACUUUUCGAACUCCCUCCCUUGUGGCAUGUUCUCUCCUCUCCCCUCUCCUUGGGAGUCCUCCAGGCAGCCACUGCUGCCACCCCCGGUCUCUGAGACCCCUGCUCCACAGAGAGGUGCCUCCUUACUGCCCCACAGGGGCCUGGGAAGCACCCACUGGCCAGCCCCAGAGGCACCAUUCGCCUGUGGAGCUUGUAGCCAGGGCUGCUGCAACAAAGAGCCGCUCAAGCCUUUGGGAGGCAGAGAGGCGAGUGGGCAUCAGAGAGAGGGAAGAAAAGAGGGCUCGAAGCCAGUGUUACCCGUCAUAUGUGUAGUCCGGUGGACAGCUGCCCCCCUAGAUCAAGUAAAACAAUAGAAAUAUUUAACUAACUGACCAGUCACGCUGGUUCUGCCCUCCCUAACAAAUGUCCUGCCCCCCCCCAAAGUCCUGCCUCCCCUAACAAUAAACCUGGCUACACCCAUGUUGCCCACGGCACCCCUGAACAUCAUUCACCCCAGGAUGCCAUGGCACACCAGUUGAUAAUCACUUUUGUAGUUAAUUCAUUGCUGUAGAAUGCUUUGUGGUACCUGUAAAUAGCAUAACCUUUUCCUCUUUGUUUCGUUCCUUAGGGAAGUCUUUGCUUUAUCUAGAGAUGUAAAGGCCUGGGGUAGGUGCAGAACAGGAUCCAUCCCAAUUUUUUUCAGUUUUUUCCCCAGGCCUUCGUAUCUGUAGCUUUAUUUAAGUAAUAAAACUCUUUCAGGAGCAUUAUGGGAAGUACCUAUUUUUUCCUCUCUCUGUCUCUCUCAAGAGUUUGUGGGUGUGCUUAGGUGUGGGUGUAUGCAUGAACCAGAAUUGGCCUAUUCUCCACUUAAUGAUGAAAAAACAUAAUGAUUUUUUAAAUAACCACCUUGUACCUUUUAUUUUCUAAGGUAAUUAAAAAUAACUAUUUUCUUUCAUAAUGUGUGAUUUCUGAUACUCCACAUGCUGGAUGCAUAACUUACAUAUCCAUCUACCCUUAUGUUCUGGUUUCUUCCUUUCCCCUUCCUCAAGUUUCUUAUGCAAGUUGCAAGUUUACUAGGUGUAUAUCUUAGCAAUAGAUUCUGUAAAAAUAGAAAUAGCCUGCUUCAUCUCAGCUAGGAGGAAGAGUCAUAUAGCUGGAGAAAUGAUAGAUUUCGACCACAACUCAAUGAUGUAUGAAAAACAUAAGCAUUUAUUCUACUAGUAAAAUGUUCCAUGUGUGUUAUGAAAGAUAUUGGAAGUAGAUUCUCUUGUAUUCACAUGUCCCUUCUAUGCCUGAUUUAGAUCACAACAACCCAAAAAAUAACAAUAGUGCAACUAUGCUGUGCUACAACUUACUGCUAUACCAUGUGAUGAGGCAACACAUUAGAGGACCAGUAUACUCACGAAGAGUCGGACACGACUAAACAACUAGACAACAUACAGUGGUACUUCUGGUUAAGAACUUAAUUCGUUCUGGAGAUCCAUUCUUAACAUGAAACUGUUCUUAACCUGAAGCACCACUUUAGCUAGUGGGGCCUCCUGCUGCCACCGCACAAUUUCUGUUCUCAUCCUGAGGUAAAGUUCUUAACCCAAGGUACUACUUCCGGGUUAGUGGAGUCUGUAACCUGAAGCGUUUGUAACUCGAAGCGUUUGUAACCUGAGGUACCACUGUAAUAAGAAACUUUAUUGCUUCUACUUGUAUUGAAAAGAGGUGUCAAGUGGCCAUCACAAAGCAAAAAAUCUGGUUUAUCAUAUAUAUGAAGACAAAACUGGUUUGAGACACUGAAAUUAUGUGCAGUAUGUUUGACAGCAAGUAACAUGCUAUUGCUUUUGAGGCCAACUUUUCAGGAUUUGUUGUGAGCAAAAUACUUUUUCUCAUUUCUUAAAGAAAUUCUCUUUUUAGUAGCCACAUACAGUUUUAAUUAUAUGCCCUUCUGUAAAAAUGUUAAAAACAAGAAAAAGACACAGCAUUUCAGACACCAAGGCUGGAUCUGGACACAUCAAAGAAGCGUUUCAGUUCAAAGCAUUGUAAAUUUAAACAGGGAAAACAGGUAGAGAAAACGGGACUCCAUGUCACCAUCUGGUGGCACAAUGUUAUAUCACACACACAACACAUAUGAAGAGCUUUUUCUUUACCAGUCUUGCUGAGUCCCAAGUAAGAAGCUGUUGGCCAAUGGAGUGUUUCUUUUUAUUGGAUGCAUUUUUACAUCAGCUACUGCAAGUCUACACAGAGUAAUGUUACAAGCAGCAGAAAAUGAACAAAAGUGGGCAACCUCUAUCAUCAGGUCAGCAAAAGCAUUGGUAGAAAAAAUAAUGCCUUUUGAUUGUGUGUGUAUGUUCAGAUACAUAUAGCAAAGAAUUGAAGCACGUUGCUAUUUGCUAACUGAACCUUUGACAGACUCAUUUAAGUGGUCUCUUCUUCCCAAGGUUCCCCUCAAGAGCUUCUUUCUUUCAGCUAAUGACAAAAUAGAUUGAAACACCACAGGAAAUAAUUUCUAAAAUCCUGUGCUUUGAGCCUUUAGGCAGUUUUUCGGUUGUUGGAAACAUUUAGGAAGUUUCUAUGAAUGUUGGAGCCUUCCCUUCUAAACAAGGAAAUGAAUAAAAUUUGUCAGAAUGGCUGCAGCUGUGCUACUUGCUGAGAGCACUGAAAUGGGCUUAGUGAUUAUGACCAGUUCAUUGGGGCUUUUCGUAUCAUAGCCUGACUCCAGAAGUGGGAAGGCUCUGGAUAAAAGGCAUCCUAAGGCCUUUUGAAAAUUAUAACUUUCCUAUGGGCAUAAUGUUGUCUUCUUCCUGUCUGUAUUCCUGGCACAUCUUGUAGAAAGGUUAGUUUCUGUGAUGCAUUUGGUUUGCAGACUGCUCUGGGCUGAUGUGGAACUGAAAUUAUGUAUAAAUUGCAUAAAACAGUAUUGCAUCAUUUCUCUCUUCAUUGAAAGAGCUGUAUCACGUUGACACAUAGCAAAAUGCCCUUUGUUCAAAUAAUUGGUAGAUGCAUAUGUGUCAGCAUUUAUCAGAAAUUUAUAUUACCUGGGCCUUUACUUAAGAGUGAAAAAAAAUCUGGUACUUGGACUAAAUGAUUCUAUGUGAGGUAGGUGUUCAUGUCUCUCCCUCAAUCUCCCAUUCAUAGAUAGAUAGAUAUAGAUAUAAUUCUUGCUAAAUGUAAUUACAGUGGUACCUUGGCUCUCGAAUGGCCUAGUUGUCGAACAAAUUGGCUCCCUAACGCCACAAACCCAGACGUAAGUGUUCCGGUUUGUGAACGUUUUUCGGAAGCCAAACAUCCAACAUGGCUUCCGUUUGAGUGCUGGAAGUUCCUGCAGCCAAUUGGAAGCCAUGCCUUGGUUUUUGAAUGGUUUCGGGAGUCGAACAGACUCCUGGAACGGAUUAAAUUGGAGAACCAACGUACCACUGUAAUAUUAUACUGUAAGUGUCCCUGUUUAACGAAGUCUUGUAGAGGAACUACUGCUUAUAAGCAAUUUUAGAUUACAAUUCAGAUACCCAACUUCAAAUUACAUGUCUUACGGUCAUAAAUAUGAAGGUCAUAGGUGUAUAUAAAAACCAGUUUCCUCUUCCAAAUACAUAUGCAUGAAGGAUUAGGAAAAUAUUAUGCUUCUGCUCACAUGUAUUUGGAAACAUACAUGCCACAAUUGACACAUGAAGGACUAGUUCAAGCUGUAUCACUAUGUUAAGUGAAAGUAUGCUCCCUCCACACAUCUUUUUAAUGCUGAGGUUGUGGAGGGGAUAGCACUGUGUUUCCUCCUCUAGAGUUUACUUGACAGCAGCUCCUUUCCCUGUUUUUUAAAUGAAGGAAGCAAGAUAGAGAGACACAGUCAGAAAACAGCAGAUAAUGGUUCAUCCAUGUCUCUUUCCAAGGCUUCCACUUGAAGUUUCCACUGUAUUCUGGCACUUCUUAUAUCCCAAAUGGUAGAGUUGUGCCAGCCCAUGUGCACUUUCUCCUUUACAACUGAUUGAAGGUGCAUGUAACUUAUUUGGGAAUCUUAAUGUGCACACAAGAUGCUUCAGAAAAAGUGGGCUUCUGACUCUGGAUAAAAUAUGUUUGUGUGCUUAAACUUUCAUGUACAUAUAGUCUAUAUAUUUUCCCCUAUUCUAUUCUCUGAUCAUGUUUCUGUCUCUCCAUUUGUGUUGCAAGCUUAGAAUGACUGAAAUUUAGUUUAGCCAUGUGUGCAUGUGUUAAUUGAGAGUAACCUUAGGGUAUAUGGCUAGAGUUCUUAGGUUGAUAGGUGAUGGAUUUUAUUAGGGCAAUAAAAUAUAGAAAACCAUUAAGGGAAAAUGGCUUACUACAUCAGCGUAGUUCCACAUGAUUUAUAUCUUCAUAACCUUAGGCACAUCUGAAAUAUUUUCAACUGCUUCAGUAUACAUUAUUAGAUAAAUCUAUAGUGUGGUCUCACCUACAUCAGAAUUGACUUUCAUUUUCUGUGAGUGUAAAAGACAGCAGGAGUGAAAAUCAAAGAUUUUAUUGUCAUUACAUUUUAGCAUUUUAAACUGUAGCUAAUCUAUUAUUACCCUUUUGGAAGAAGCAGCAGCAGCAAUUACACAAACAAUGCCAUUUAGCAAUAAUGAGAGUUAAGAGGUAACUACCAUACACACCUGAGAAUAUUUGCACCUCAUUUAAGACUGGUAUCAACUUGUGCCAAAACCACAAGGUUAGUAGCUCAAGACACAACAUACUUACUCACCUUUUUAUGUCUAUUUGUAUACUUUUUGGUAGAGCUUUUGACCGUGGAGUUGUUUUGUUUCCAACUUUCAGUCCUGCAUGCAGGAUUUCCUUACAAGUGACACAGAGCCAUUCCAUUGCAUUAAAUAUUCCUGAAAGGGGUUUAAUCUGAAUUGUGUCUAUAUGAUUGACACUAUCUGACAUCUGUUGAUGCGAAUUUCAGAUAUACAGAUGAAAAAGGGAAACCGGGUGUGCAGAGCUGCAAAGGACUGUCAGUAUCUUAGCCUGAAGACCUAGGCUUAUGUUGUUAUAGGCUGAUAACUGGUAACUGAUUUACAUUUCCCAUGCUCAAACACUACACGGGAAACCUAACCUGCAUAGCUUAUGGAAGAUGUAUUGUAGACAAUUCCAUAUGUGAAAAACUGAGGAAUAUAAUUUCAGAAAAGUAAUCAUUUUAAGAGGAAUUGUUCUGAAGAGUGUGAUACUAUCAGAUCAUCAGAAAAGUGAAGAGAGCAUAACGAUAGCUGGCUUUUUGUGUAAUUGUGUAGCUCAAAGACUACAGGUCACCCAAGAUGCAGGGUCCCGUCCCCCCCAUUGGCCUAUGAACUACCAGCAGUAGUAAUGUAUAGUAAUAUAAACUAAUCCUAUGUUGUACUGGAAUGUAAAUUUUCACUAAGUACUGUGUAUGGAGAAUCCAACCCUAAUAAUGGUUUCAAUGGACUGAGAGAGAGGAAAUGGGCAACAGGAAAUAGCAUAGUUUGUUAGAUUGAUGGUGGUUGUGCUGAACUGUGGUAGUUAAGAAAUUUAUUUACGGCUGAGGUCGCAUUGCUAUCAAAGAACAUAACUUUAUAAAAUUCUAAGAAUAUAUUAAUAAAUACAAUCCAGUGACUCUGGAAUUUAAGACCCUUAGAGAUCAAUGGACUUGUUAUUAAAGUCAAUUGAUUUCAAGGGGUCUUCCCCACCCAGGGGCCUCCCUAGUAAAACAUUGCCAGCAUUCCCUAUGUCUUUUCUAAUUGAAAGAAAGUCCCUACAGAAUCUACAGUACAUAUGGGAUUGCUGUUUCACUUAUCAUGACAGUAACACUGAGCCACAUAAUUUUGUGUCAGGAAAGGUGAAAAGCAUGGGGUACUGAUGACAGAAACUUUCAGGUUUCUCAUCUUGAGCUUGUUGUAGUGCUUUGGAAGUUGGCAUUGUGUCUGGACUUGGAAAGCAAGGAGGCAAGACUUGGGGGGAAAAGGCCAAAAGUCACUCUUCCCUUGUUGGGCUUCAGUUCCCCAUGGGUUGUUUGCAUUGUCUCCUGAGCAAAGGGAACAGUGCCAAGCUUGUCGGAGCUGGUGUGCCCGGGCAGUGGGAGAACAUAUUUAAACUAGUGCUCUAGCCCUAUGACAAACCUGUAAAAAUCCUGUUUCCUGCACUGGUUCCAGUGGUUGUCAAUAUUGACAACAGAAUCUCUGUAAAAGGUACAGGUAAUGGCUGUCAUUAUAAUUCCAGGAACUGGUUAGAACCCUGAGUCUAAAUACUGCAGCCGGAAAUUAUCUUUGUACAUAUAUACAUCUCAAUUAAUGUGAGUACUGUGGUACAUUCUGUCUUUGCUUUUGUGGAUAUAGUUGGGAUCUGCCUGUCAACAACAGUAAUUUUUAUCUUGUUUAAAAAUAUUCCUUUGUCACACACAAACAGCACUUAAAAUAAUCUCCGCCUGGGAGAGGCAUUUUUUGCAAAUAAUAAUUUGUUGCAAACUGCAUUAUCUGUUUUGCUAGUCCCUGUUCCCCUCCCACCCCUCAUUGAACUAAUCCUACACAAUGCAGCACCACAGUUCUAUUUAAGACAAAAUCUAAUUUUCUUUGAUGGCACAUUAAGAUAAUGCCUGUCAAGGAUAUUUUAAAGCUGUGCUAUAGAGAAAGAUUGCAGUCCUGUACUCAGUUACUGACACUUAAUUCCCACUGCUUUCAGAGGGAUUUAAAUGUGUGGGACUGAGUGCAAGAUUACUGGCUAAGAUGCAAAACACAGAUAAUCUUCAGUAACUGUUUCUCUUGGGCUUCUGGAAGUGCAAGAACUGUACUUUACAUUUCUGCUGAAGCUUAUAGGCUGAGUCUGUCCAAACCCAUCCAUGCAUAUGAGACACCGAGUUGCAGUGCCAUGUUCUCAGUUUUGGUUGAGAUUUGAGAACCCAUUCAUUCAUACAUUCUUGUUCACGGCAGUGCACCCAAACCUGCAAUUCCAAAUACCCAUGAAUUGUAUUAACAAAGAUGAAAAAAAUACUAUCAGCAAAUACUUAUUAAAAUUAAAGAUGCUACAGUGUUAUCCUGGUGUGUUUCUUUAGGAGCUUAGCAGACACGUGUGUUUAUUUCCUGAUCAUCAGAAUUAAUACUUGGUAACCUGUGGACAUUGAAUAAACCUUCCUGCAAAUUAUUACAUACAAAUUAGGAUGAAUUAGGCCAUGUGAAAAUGACCUUGAUCUUACAUGCAGUGUUAUGCAUUGCCUUGCACUUGGAAUUAUUAUUAUUAUUUUAUUUGUUAAAUUUGUAUGCCACCCUAUACCUGUAGAUCUUGAGGACCUGUAGAUCUCAAGAUUAGCAGCUUUCAGGGGGCAUCAGCCUCUUACCUUGAGCAGCCUUUAAGCGGGGGUGGGGGGAACUAUUUGAGACUAAAGUAUUCAGUCUAGUUGUGAAUUUACUGUUGACCAUUCUGAUUUAAGCUACUGGAGAGUAUGUGUUUGGAACUUAACUCACAAAUAAUUCCAUACGACACUACCAAACUCAGCCAUCAUCACAGCACAAAGCAAUCCUUUUGGAGCAUUGCCUUAUUUUCGUGUCCAGUAUAUUGGAUUAAGCAACAGGUAAAUAGCCAUGUCCUAAAGCCAAUCAGUAUAUAAGUCUUGAAAGUGGUUGGCUAUCAGUUGAGGAGAAAAAUUGGUCUGAUUUGCAAAGAAAAAGGGAAUGCUAUAAGUAGAUGACGCUAAAAUGGACAUUGAGUCGGAGCUUAAAAUAAUCUUCUAGCUGGUAGCACAUAUUAAGUUCCAAGGGUUCUGUGUGACUGCACACUGGACUACAUGUUUUAAAAUUGUACUCUACUUCUCUUUGUGCCUUUGCUUGUUUCCUCGAUUGGUUUACAUUCAUGCUGUUUGGUUUGCACUGAAACAAAGCUGUUGGUGGAAAGUGUUCAUUUUAUACCACUUUGGGUGGAGAAGAUUGUUUACAGCAUGUUAAAUAAAACAAACAUGGACAGUUCCAUAUUGCCUUCAGCUAUGUUAAUUAUAGUGUAUUCACAGUUUUUUUUACCACAAGCUGAGAAGCUAUGCUUGAUUUUCCCUCUUCCCCCUACUCCCACCAGCAAACCAGAAUCGGUUUUUAUUAUUGGGGAGAGAUAAUUAAGUUCUAGCUUCAAGCAUAUUGGUUGGAUCCAGAGAAAAGGCUGUAGAAGUGGAUUGGCAGAAGCUGACUUUCCUGUUCCCUCCUGAACCUGACAGCUCCCCCCCCCAAAAAAAAGAACUUCCAAGGUUCAGGGGGCACUUACUGAAUGCAAUGGGCCUGUUGCACAGGAGGCUGAGUGGGAAAGGACACUUCCAGAAAGAUGUGAACAUAGCUUCCACUCGUGGGAGUUGCCUCCAAUUUUCAGCCUGACCCAUUCAGCAGGGUCCUGUGGCCCUAGGGAGAGGAAGUUCUGGUGAAGGAAAGUCAUUUUCCACAAGUCUUCUUCUGCAGGCUUUUCUCUGGAUCGAAUCCAUCAUGAUGAGGCUGAAAUCUUAGCUGCAGCCAACAUUAUUUUCCUUUUUAAUGAAUAAAGGAGAAGGAGAAAUUGUGGGUUGUUAAAUCUUUGGUAAUUUGAUAUUCUGUUUGUUGCCUCUUCUCUGCCUUCCCAGCAUUCAGACCACAAAAAAAGAACUUCUCUUCCUUUAAGGACUCUGAAGGUGAACAACAGUCCAGCAAGCGCAAGAUGGUUUCUCCCCUCCUUCCAAUACUGAAACAUAAUGAAAGAAGCCACACCUGUGGAACUUCGGUCUAAUCAUUCGCUAUGUGGAAAACCCAUUCCUCUUUUUUUUAUAUAAGAUAUUUAUUGAGAUUUUCAAAAUGUUACAAAAUAAAAAUAAUAAUAAUAAUAAAAGAAAAUACAAAAUAAAAAUGGUUAACAAAGUAAACAAAGAGAGAAACAAACCCUUCCAACAAUACGAAUACAAAUUCAAAAUAAGAAAAAAAACAGAAAAAAACAAAAAUACACCACAAACAUUUAAAAACAUUUAAAAACAAAUUCAUUAUUCUCAAAUCCUCAACUGUCAUUUCCUUCUUUCUUUGACCUCCUCCUCCUCCCUUUCUUUGUAUCCUAGUUAUUAAUUAUCCCAGCAAAUCCUUUCCAUAUUUCAUAAUAUUCUGUCGUUACAUUACCUUAAACUGUUUUAAUCUUAUCUUUUUAUAAAAAAAACCCUUAAAACUUAAAGCUUAAAUCUUAUCCUUGCCAACUUCUCGUAACCAUAAUAUUCUUUCAUAAUUCUUUAAGCAUCUUCACUAAAGCCGAGUAAUUUCAUUCCAACAUUUUUCUAACAUUCAUCAAUUUUAUAAAACAGUCCUAAUAGUAAAAAAAAGAAAUACAAACAGAUCCAAUCUUCAUCCAGCGUCCCUUCCUCCUGGUCCCGGGUUUUGUCAGUCCUUAUUAUCCCGUCGAUCUAGCGCAUUAACCUGGCAACCUUAUAUCCGAGGCCCUCAAGUCUCUUCCAUGUCCCUUCCGCAGCUCUUCUUCAUAUUUGAAACUGUAUUUUCCCUUGUCUCCUGCUCGUGGUAACUCAAGCUUGACAAUAUUUUUGACCCUUCUCGACAGAUCAGCCCCUUUUCCAUAUUCAACACUAAAUUCCAUGUGAUAUUUAAAAACAUGUUUCAAAAACCCUCCAAGAUUAAGAGCCCCCACCAUCCCAAACAUCUCACGGCCCAUUGCCAGAUUUGAAAAGUCCAAACAUCCCAGCAUAGGGGGGGUCAAUCCAGCCCCCCAUUUCCAAGCCAAACCAAACUUUUUCUUUCCAAAUCUGGCUUUUUCCAAGUUCAUUUGUCAAAUCCGAAAGCUCAUAUUCCUCUUGGGCCUGUUCUGUCAGGACACACUCCUGAUUUAAUUCCUGGGUGGGCUCCACAUAUUUUCCCACUGCCUGUUCAAAAUUUCUAGUCGAAGUUGCCAUCAAAUUCAUCUUCUCAUGUAACUGUUCCAGUAGGGCAUUUGUUUUAUAGAAAGCGCACAACAGAGCUUCUGAAUACAUUGUCCUGCAAGGUCAAAUGUCUGUUCCCACGAUUGUAAUCUGUAACAGCUGCCGGCUCCCUGGAAUUGGUUACAGUUUCACAGUCUCCCUCUAGGGGGAAAGCUUCUAUUUGUUCUUGCAACAAAGUUUCCCUUUUUGAGAUAUUUUGUCAAUAUUUGUUCCUUUAAAAUGCGAAAGGAAACAGUGGAAUCACUAUGUUUCUCUUCUUUUAGCUAUCUGUCAAAAACGUUUGUCUCUGGUCAAUGAGCUUCAAACGUCAGUCCUGACACCCCGCUCCAGGAUCAGGAUGGUGGAAAGUUACUUUACUUUAAACUCACUUUAAACAGUCCGGAAAAGAUCCCCCUUCUUCUCCUGCUGUCAAAGGGGGGUUCCACAAUUUUAAAUGAUGAAAUCCAAUCCUUUAAAGGCGAUUUUCUAAGAUCUAGUUUACGUUGUCUUUGCUUUAUUCUGUCUACAAAAGAACGGAAGGCUGACUUCCUGUUUAGACCUUACCAUUCAGUACCAAAUUGAAAUAAAUUUUUAAAUCCAAUUCCUUUCUGCUCGCAAGUCCUUAUUUAAGGUCCAGUUGUUCAAAGUUUAAGUACUCACGGGUGCUUAUUUUAGAGUCCAAAUUGUCCCAGGAAAAAGGCAGCGCUCUCCGGCAACGGCUAUGCGGCUUCGCUCCACGGAAAUAGCAGUUGACUCACAGCACCGUGCCACUUCCCCCUCUUCACUUCGGAGCCCGUUAAUGGAUUCCUUUGCGAGUGGGGGGGGGCACUAAAGGUGCCCGCCGAGUCCCAUGGUCACAGGCUUCAUCCGCCUGUGAUUUUUAAAAGGGUCCCCGCUUCGCCGUAGCGGAGAAGACCCGUUUCCCGCGGAGCUAGUCCCUCCAGUUCAGAGGGAGUCCGCCAUUGCCGAUGGCGCCACCCCGGAAGUCCCGAAAGGCCGAAAACCCAUUCCUCUUUCUCCCCCCCCUUCCUGUCUUGCCCUACUUCAUCAAGCCAACAUCUGCCUAAUGAUUGCCAUUUUUGCACAUUGUUACUCUUCAGAUGUUUGGCAGAUUGAAUAAAAUUUGGCCAUGGAAUGGUUUAAUGUUAAUACUGAUCUGGUGCUGCUAUUAGCCAUAUGGAUGUAAGGAUCAUGAGAUCAUGUCUGCUUCAAAUUAUACUCCAUUUAUUAUUCCUUUAUUAUUGUUGUUAUGUUAGAGUAGAAUUUGCUGGGAAAGCUAUUAUCAGCUUCUUGAACUGCUGAAAAUUGUUUCCCUUAUCUUUAUAUAUGUCAAAAAGACCACAUGCAGUUGGAACCAAUUCCUUUCUGGUUUUAACCAACAGAACCACUCAAUCUAGGUCAGAAUAAAUGUCAUAACGUGACAAAUAUGUCCUGCAUUUAAGCUAUAAUCCUAGGUACAAUUAGGUAGUUAAAAUCUUAUUGAAACAACGAGAUGCAGAUAAUGGAACUGGGCAUACUAUUAGAACCCUAUAUAUUUUUUCCUACUAUGGUGAGAUUAAGUGAGGGAUUCUGAAUUUUCGCUAUGCUGUUAUAAAGCCUACUAUUAUUAUCUUACAGAUAAACAAUAGUAUAGAAUAGCGAUUUUACAAUCCAUUGGAUUCAGCUUACUCAAAACACACUUAAAGAUUGACUCAAGGGAGAAAAUAGCUACAUUCAAUAGAACAUCCAAACUCCUUCAGAAUAAACUGCACAAGCAGAUAACGGGUAGGUUAGUCUUAUUUCUCCUUUUUAUGAUCCUCCUAUCUGAAAAGAAUAUCACAGGCAGCUGCAGUUUGGGGAUUCAAAAUGCUGUGCUGGGUUUCCUGUUCUUCAUAUGGCUUCCUUAGUUCCACCUCACUAUCCCUAUGACACUGUGGGCCACAGGAUCCUUACUAAUAUUUUCUGCCACUUCUUGUGCAGGGGGUGAGGUCUGCCCUCUUGAAUAUUCCCACUUUGCUCUGCCUUACAUUGGACUUCAAACAUGAUCAUCUCAGUGGAGUCAUUGGAUAGAGAGGGCAGCAACCACACAUACAGCCCCCUUACAGCUGCUUUUCCUUCCUCUCCCUCACACAUCUUCCUUUCUUACUUCCUGACAGUCCGAUUCUGGUUCCUUGUGCCACCCCCACCCCCUAAGUAUUCUCUCCCUCCCACCCUGGGAAUAUCUAGUAAACUAAAGUCAUGUGAUAUUGUUGCACUGCAUGUUUACACUUCCUGUGCCACACUUUUUCAUUGACUGUCUUUAUGAGGAGGGGAAAACUUGCAACACAGUUAUAUCAUAACUGUCCCCUUUCAUGUUAACCACAUAAAGUGGGCUGCAUGACCUUGACACAUUGCAUGUGAAUUUUUGGAAAGGGGGAGACGAAAAAGAUAAAAAUCAGUUAAAACUAACCAUAAAAUCAAAUAGCUUACUUAAAAUGCUUGCUGAGAGAAAACCUCUUUGAUAUGUUUUGCUAGUUUGAAAAAUACAUUUUCCCUAGUUUCUAAUCCUGCUUUGCAGAGUUUGCACAGACCAUACUUUGCUCAUUCAGACAAAUGCAGCAAACUAUGGUUUGCUACUAAGUGGGAAAGAGUUGGUGUAUCACAAACAGGAUUGUGGUGUGGGAGGGGUGGGGAGGCAGGAAGCACACCUGAGGCUCCUUAAAGGCUCACAAAUUGAACUAGGGCAGUGUCUAUCCCAUGUUCUGUUGUAACCAAUUAUGUUAGUGGAGCCUAAUUUUCAAAAGGAGUAAUGGGACUUUGAAAUCCUAGGGCUAUUCAACCAGACCAGAUGAUCUAGCUGUUACAGAUAGACCAGGAAUCUGACCUCACUUUAAGGCUUAGUUUAAUCUACAGUUUACAUUUAGAACAUACUCUAAAGACUCAAAUGAAAAAUGAAUCUGAGUCUACAAUUUGUUCUCCAGAAGAAGACUCCCAAGAGAGUUCUCUUUCAAUUGCCUCUGAUGAUUUUUAUAUUGAAGCACAUUGAACCUUGCGCUUUUUAUUCUCCUGGAAUAAACUUUUCCUCUCAGCGCCAUCCUGAGCCUCACAUCUCACACACACACACACCCUUCUCUUGGGUUUUUCUUUUGUUCACUCUCUCCCCUCUAUCUUUUUUCAUCUUCUAACACAGCAACAUGCAAGUUUAUGGUUAAUGUUUUUGUUAAUGGCUCCUCAUGAAAAGGUGCAUUUCCACAAGCAUCUGGUGCUUUGCUAAAUGAACGUUCUCUUCUACCUGCACAUAUUGCUCAGGAACUGGAGGAUCAAAGAAUGCCUCUUUAGACUUUCAGAAGCUAAAUCUGUGUGUAUUGGUGAUCUUCCCUAGUCAAGCAGAUUGUCAGUUUUGCUUUCUGUUCUGGAAAUGCAGUAAGUAGACAAGGUCCUUUAAAUUAAUUUUUCCUCCUAAUGUUUGAUUUUUCUCUUGAAACCAGUUCUUCAGUGGCUAGAAUGAAUUAUAAGAAAUGGCAUGACAUUUGAUGCUGAAAUAGUUUUAAAAUCUGUAGCGCAUGAUACAUGUUUAAUUAUAUUCCUCCAGUGACGGAAAACGAAACAUGAGGAAAUCAUUCCCCCAAAAUCAAAAAGUAUUUGGAUCCAAUAUUUUGCUUCAUUCUUCACUGUUUUCUCUCUCCUAUAUUCUGCCCAUCAAAUAGGACUUAAAGGACAGAAGUUUAUAAAUAGUAGGACCUUGGAAUCCCAAAUUUGAGGGGGAUAUCCCAGUGUUGGAUUUAUCCAAAGCGAACCAAACUUUGAGGCUUCAAUUCCUCAGAUAGGUGUAUUUUAGUCCAGGAUGACACAUUUGUUAAUAAAUCUCUCCCAAGUUUUCCAUAAAUGGGAAAUGCCGGGCAGAUUGGGAGUAGGAGAAGAGGAGUGUAAUUCUGUGGCGGAUAACUCUUAAGCUUCCAAAGAUCUUUCUGACGUUUAGUGGACUGUGUCUGUCUUCUGAUAGCAGAAGAAAAAAAUACAUAGUCAAUGGGUUAUUCAAAUUUAAUUAAUUAAUUUCUAACCUCACUUUUUUUGCUUCAGGAGAAGUUGUGUCCAUGUCAAACCAAAGCUAAAGUUCAACCAAGGCUGUUUCCAUCCAUUCUAACACAGAACAUUGCUCUAGGACAGUCAUCCCUUCUCAUCAGUUAUCAUUAGAGUGGGGAGCGUGGAGGAACUGUCUUUUUGAGGAGGAAGUGGUCCUGCAGUGGACAGUGCCAGAGUCUGAAUUAAGCAGGGUCAAAGCAUGAGGAGAGGGGAAAGGGGCUGGAGAGAGGCUGGUGAGCCUGCCAUGGAGAUGACCUGUGGGCAGUAUCCAGCCCAUGAGCCAGAGGUUCCCACUUUUGCAUUAGAUUGUAGCUGUUUCCUUCCCUUUUCUUCCCAUCAUACUCAGCUGACUGCUAGCAACUGGACAGCCAGUUGUAUAGCUCUGCAUUCCUUGCUCUCUUGUCCCCAAAACAGCAGUUCAUUUCAUUGUGCCAGGGCAGACAGGGAGGAUAAUACGCCUUCUGUUCACAAUACUUGAUCAUCAAUUGCCUGGUGUCUUAGCUCCACUUAGUAUUAGAUGCUCAAAGCAGUUUGCAUGCAUUAUCUCAAUAAUCCUUAAAACAAACUGGUGAGCUAGCUAGCAUUAUUAGCCUAUGCUGCCGAUGAAUUUAUAAAACUUUGGUUCCAUAAACCAGAUGUGGUGAAUAUUUACACAGCUAAAAGCUGUGGCAUGCAUUUUAUUUGUCUUGGUGGGUUUCAUUUGUUAAGUUCAUGGAGUUAGCAAGGGUUCCCUCUGCUGAUCAUCCAUAUUCUUUGUGAUGCCUGAAAUAAAUGGAAAUGUCACUUGGCUACAGUGGGAAAGCACAAAAUGUGGUCUUCUCUGCAUUUCUGCAUUCCUCUAGUUGAAAGUGUUAUGAAAACGUUCAGCUUUCAAAAUGUUCUUUUUGACAUGUCGAUCCAGCACAUAUACCAUUAUUCCCAUUUCACAGAAGGAAACUGAUGUUAAAAAAUAGUGAGUACUGAUAUAGCUAAGUUGGCAUAUAUUAAACUUUUUUUUUUUUUUAGUUCAUCAAUGGAUCAUACUGUCUCUGGUGGUAGCAUUCCCAUUCCAAAAAUUAAUUUGUUGAGUUUAGGAACUGUUUAUGUGAAUAUUGUUCUGGAUCAGCAACUCCGUAGAUAGUUAUUGACCUUUCUCUUCUCUCUCAUGUUGAGAACAGCAGGGAGUUGGAUGUGGCACCACUAGAGGCUGGAUCAGCAGCGUUGUUCGUGGUUAUAGCCACUGUGGAUUUAAAUCAGCAUUUAGUAAUUAUUCUUUGUACUGCUCUUUACUUGUUUGAUGGCUUGGUAUUUCCUUAGCUGUUGUUAAUUUACCUAUCCUAGCUAAUAAAUAAUAAGCAUUCCUUAGAGGUUUAUGUGCAUGGAUCUGUGUGUGUGUGUGUGUGUGUGUGUGUGUAUUUGCUUGUUUAUUUAUUUGCUUUAACAUUUUAUUACUCCCCUCAUUUUCCCAGAAGAGAUCCCAAAGCAAUGUCCAAUAAAAUAACAAUACCAAAACCAUUAAGGCAUUAAAAGCAAAACAAAUAACAAUUCUGCAUUAAAAAUAAAGCUCAGAAAGUAUUUUAAAAACCUGACAAGGCAGGGGCAGAUAGGAAAGUUUUCAGCCAGUGCCAAAUCGGAGAGCAUCAUUUCUAGGGAGAAAGUUCCAGGAUAAUGGUUCCAUAACCAAAAAGGCUCCAUAACCAAAAACCAAAUAACCCUUAGUUGUUACCCACCUUAUUUCUACAGGACAUCUGGGGAAAUUACUGUAGCAUAAUAUAAAUUCAGGUUCAUGUGGGAAGAUGAAGCUGUACAACUUCCCGUGUUACAAGCUGCAUGUUGAAUUGUUCUUGGGAUUGGGAACUUGUGUUGCUCUUUAAAAACUGGUGUCAUGUAUCCCAUAUUCUCAAACUCAUUUGGCAAUCUAGCCACUGUGUUUUACACCAAAUCCAGUUUCCAAAUUUCUUUCAGGGACAACUCCGUGUGCAAGACAUGUCAUCCAAAAGAGAUAUUACAAGAGUCUGUGCCAUUGUGGAGAGAGGCCAUCUCUGUCCAGGAGGGUCACUGUCAAUGUUCCAGCUUAAGCUGAUGUACAUAAAGUGCUUGAGCAAUUAAUGUCAACAAUGCAUAUCAAAACUGCAAAGCAGGUCUUUCAGAGGUAGUACAUACCUGUUCAGAACAGGUUGGACACUAUAACUCAAGUCAGAACAACCCACCAACAACAUAUCCACCUUGCCUGGAUUCAGCUUCAGUUUAUGUUGGGAAUCUGAGGUGGGAUACCCACGUAGCGAAAGUUGCCCCCAGUUUCAGUCACCACACAGAGGCAGCUUAAGGUCCAAAUAGUUUACUGUUGCAGAAAAUAAGGCUUCAGCAGUACAGUUCCAGACGUCAAUAUAUACAUAACAGCUUGUAUGAGUACAGAUACAGAUACAAAUAAAUAUACAAGCAGAGCUUUUUUCAACUGAAACUUCUCUCAGGUGGGCAACAAUGCCAUUAUAAGACAACAAGGGACUCAUUCAUGGUGGAUUCUGGUACCUCUUUUUCUAGAAAAAUAACAUUGUAUACAAAUAUGAAGUAUUUCUAUUGCUCCAGCAAUUCAAGAUGACUCAAGCUUCUCAGUACUGACCCUGAUACAGUUUUUUGCUCUUAGUUCAGCAUAUUACUGAUUCCAGACACAGGGUCAGCAUCUCUACAGCUUUACCUGAAUUUGAUGAGAAGCAGGAACAUAAAAAGAUGCCUGAUACUCAGUUAGCACAGAAUCUACUACUCUGGAAGCAACACCUCUCCAGGGUUUUGGACAGGAGCCUUUUCCAGUGCUACUGGAAAUGCCAGGUACUGAACCUGCAAGCUUUUGCAUGAAAACUAUGCACUUUUCCUCCAAUCCAUAGCCCCUCCCCCAAAAGAAUAAAGAGAGAACAUAUGAAGCUGCCUUAUACCAGACUAUUUGACCAAUUAGCUUGGUGGUGUCUUCUCCAGCUAGUAGCAAUCAUCCAGGGUCCCAGACAGAAAGGUAUCCCCCAUUGUUUGUUUCCCAAUCCUUUUAACUAGAGACCCCAGGAUUGAGCAUGGGCCUAUCUUCAUGUCAAGCACAUGGAGUUAUGGUCCCUCCAUGAACUGAGUGUCAUCAGCAGACUGAUAAUCCAUUGACUACAAGAUUUUGCUUGGACCUCACUUCAGAAAAGAGCAAGAUUUUUGUCUGAAGACUGUCUGAUUUAGCUUCAAAAGGGCUGCCUUUACAGUUUGGGGAUUCUUCUUUUCUUUUUAAGAUUCACUUAACCUUCCCUAUUGUUUUAUGGUGUUUCGUUUGAAAAUAGCAUACAUGAGAGAAGUACCCCCAGAUAAAAAACCUGCCUAAUUGUAGACAAAUGGGCAGGGAUUUUGAUACUAGGCUCCUUUAAGUUCUUAUUGGGGUUGAACUAAAAGGGAUUUGCUUCUCUCCCUGUGGUUUUGUGGACAGCAAUUUCAUUAUGAAAAUAAGCAUGCAUUACCUCUAGGAAGGUAAAGUGCAGGUAUGGCAGGGGGGAUGAAUGUUUGGGGGGGAAGACAGCUUCAGUCUUGUGUUAUUUUCAUUUGGCACCAAAUGUCACAAGAACAAAGUGCAAAGCUGAUUCCACAGGAAUGGAUCUGUGGGCAUGGGGCACUGAGGCAGAAUGAUGAGGAUGCCCAACAUUUUCUAGAAACAGAAGUAGCAAAGUGGCACAGUACCUCAACAUCCUUUCCCCAAAGUCUUGGCAAAAUUAUUCCCUCUGAUUAGUCACAAAGGAGCUCUUCCUCUCCCCACCCCAACAUUAUUCUUAUAUUACAUACUUGGGGCGAAGUGUUUCAAAUUUUGCAGACAUGUGGUCUGCUCAGUUUUUUAAAAAAAACACUGGAAUCUGCAGAGCACCUCAAAAGUGCUUCAGAUGUCCUCUCUUUAGUUUGGUGUGACCUGUUUUUAGUCAGGCAAGCUUCUAAUUUGUCUGCGACAGCCCCACUUAGAUUCAGGAUUUGUCCAAACAUUUUGUACACCCCGGAUGAUAUUCAUGACAUCACUCAACAGUUUUGUGUAAAUGUUAAAUAGUGCUGGAGACAAAAUAAGAGCCCUGUGGUGCACUAUAAUAUAAUGGCUAUGGCGGCAGUAGACUUCCAUCACAAAUCCUGGAAACAGCAGGCCAAUGAGGAGUGGAACCACUGGAACACAGAAUGCCUGUUCCCCAUCCCAGAUAGCCACUCCACAAGGUUACUCUGCAGGAUACUGUGAUAAGUGGUUACAAAGGCUGCUGGGAGAGCCAGGAAAACCAGCAGAGUCAUUCUUCUGGCAAAGGUUAUCUUGUGACCAAACCCAGUCCAUGCUAAACCUAGUUCUGAAGCUGUACUGAUAGGAAUCCAGAUUAUGUGUUAUCUCAGAGUUCCUAUCUACUUAGGCACCUUGUCCAAGAAGGAUAUAUUAGUGAUUGACCAGCUGAUAGAACAAUCUUCCUUAGCAGAGGUCUCCUUCAAGCUCUUCAGAAAUGGUUACUCCUGGACUCUGGUGGUCAGCCCUGCCAUACUAGAUGAGCAGGUGGGUGGGUUGACCAAACUCUUCCAGGUGCCUUGUGCACAUCAGUGGGACUUAGCAACUGAAAUCCUUCCAGCAACACCUGAUUGCAUGAUCUAGACACAUUUACAGACUGUACUAUAGGCAACGUGGCAUUUAAAGACACUACAGAUGUAAGCAAUUUUAAACUUCAAAAUUCAUUUACAUCACAGCAGAUGGCAUAGUUAUCUAUACAUUUAGGCACAAGCUAGUUAAAGCUAACCACUUAGAAUUACAGUUGCUUUCAGUGGAAGGUUAUGCAUAAGUGUUUGCAAUGUAUUGACAAUCCAGCUUGUAUUCUGAUACCUUUCUUGCAUCCUUUGUAAUUUUCCCUUCUAGUCUGGUUCAAGUAAGAGCAGACUCUCAGCACCUGCCCAUUCCAUUUCACAUGUGGCUUUUCACAUGCCUUACAUGAAAGUGGCUUCUUCUAUAAGACAGAUUCUUCAUCCAAGACCACUGACUGUCUUUUUGUGGAGGUAUCAGAACCACUUUCAAACCUCUGGGUUAAUCACUAAGUUUUGUGCAACAUAAACCUUUCCCAUUAUUUUUAACCGUUUCAUCUCACCUCUAUGAAUUCCAUAAUACCUUUUAAAAAUUAUGAGUAUGUUUUGCUUAAUUCUUAUUAAGAGAGUGCUUGGAUAUCAUUGUGCAAGAUCCCAUAAAAAGGUAAAGGUAAAGGUACCCCUGCCCGUACGGGCCAGUCUUGGCAGACUCUAGGGUUGUGCGCCCAUCUCACUCAAGAGGCCGGGGGCCAGCGCUGUCCGGAGACACUUCCGGGUCACGUGGCCAGCGUGACAAGCUGCAUCUGGCGAGCCAGCGCAGCACACGAAAACGCCGUUUACCUUCCCACUAGUAAGCGGUCUCUAUUUAUCUACUUGCACCCGGGGGUGCUUUCGAACUGCUAGGUUGGCAGGUGCUGGGACCGAGCAACGGGAGCGCACCCCGCCGCGGGGAUUCGAACCGCCGACCUUUCGAUCGGCAAGCCCUAGGCGCUGAGGCUUUUACCCACAGCGCCACCCGCGUCCCGCGCAAGAUCCCAUACAGUGUAGUAUUUUUCUCCCCCAGAUUUCUUCCUGCCCUUCAGGUUUAGCCUCUUAACUUAUGGCCAUCUGGAUAAAGCCUUAUGGUUUCCUCAACAGCUCUCCCCAACUUACUUUUUAAAACUGUGAAAAUGUAUUGGACACUGUUGGUUCCCCUUAUAGCUCAGUUCCCAGCAGACAGAUACUGAUGUUGCAGUACUAGACCCAGUCCCUGUUCCUAGAUACUUAGCUGGCAUGUUAGUCCUGCUAACUUGAGCAUCUGUGUGGUUACUUGCAAAAUAUGUCACAUGAGUGGCAGCAGGUGUCUGGCAAAGCCUUUGUGUGUGGCCUGAAGGGUGGGGGCAUCUAUCUAAACUCCUUUUGGUGGCUGCUGUUUCUGCUGCAGCCAAAGGCAUACACCCAAAUACAUAGCCUACGUUAACAGAUCACGUUUCACUUUAAGUUGUGAAAUAACGGGGCGUGGCACAGAUUAAAUAUGUUUUUGAGAUAACUAGGAAAGUGAGGCAAAUGUACAAGUCAGUUAUUUGGGGGAAGGGAGAGGGUGACAUGUACAAACAAUUCAGAGUGCACAGUGUAAAGUUUACUUACUGUUAUUAUUUUGACCGGCACACACGUAAUUUCAUUCAAGGGCUGCCGGGGGAGUUGGGAGGGGGGACGACAAACUUUGAUUAGUUAAAAGCAGCAGUAAGGUCUGGAGGGAGUGUUCGAAAGAGUUGGGAGCCGUAGAGAGGUGACUAGAACUCCUCUAGCAAUUUCAGACUAUUCUUCUGUAGCAGGACAAAAGCCUUUUCUUUUGCUUCCCGUGUUCAAAGAGACAUUUGUCUCGAGACUUUGCAGCUGUGGCCGUGGGGAUGCUUGUUUGAAGAUACCCCCUUGUAGGCGAGAGGAGAGUCGGCACACCGAACAGUAGUGUAGUAUCUUAUACUUUUUCUCCCCCUCCCUUUCCCUCUCUUAUGCUUUUAUUUCUCCUCCUUCUACUCCUCCUCCUCCUCCUCUCUACCAUGUGCAUUUUUUAAUAAGACGAAGAAUGUGGAGGCAACGUUUUCAAGGCAAGGGGAAAUUUCCUGUUUUUCUUUCCUGUUUGUUUAAUAAAGUGUGCCAUUGACUUUUAAGAACUGCAGCGACUUUUGUUACAAGCGAGCAAUUCAAGGCAACGCUUGGCUUGCUUCUUGAUGCACUUUUUAUAUACUGCUGGAGAAGAUGUUUAAAUCCUUUCCGUUUUUUUAAAAAGAAGAAGACGGCGACGAAGAUGAAGCUGUGUGGCGUAGGCAAGUGAGAUUAAUAAGAAUUAGGCAAAUGGCUUCUUCUGCUUUUGUUUCGGUGAGACAGUACCAGCCGUCUUGCAGCCACACAAAGGCUGCCAUUUACCAGGGAGUCCUCCCUAAUUCUCUUGGCAGGGGUGCCAUUGGAAUCGGAUACAAGUGGGUGGCAAUGGGGAGGAGCUGCAAAAGAGGACAAGCAGGCUUUGUGUAUUUUUUAAAAAUGCAACAAAAGCACUUUAUACAUUGAGCUGGGUGCAACAAGCUGUGCAGCUUGUGAGUGGGAUGGAGUAGUUUUGAGAUCUCAGUGUACAUAGAAAGCCCUACCCCCCUCCUUCCUUAAAAGCUCUCCACUGAAACAUUGGCUAAACUCCACAGAGAGCUGAAAAAGCCAGAAAAUAUUUAUUGAACAAUGCUUCUGACAACUGGCUUGAUAUUUGAAAGCUUUGGAAAGAGAAAACAGACAAUCUUAAUUUUGAAAACAGUUCUGGGGCACCUUGUUGAUAUUCUGGUCAGAAAAUUGGAUUCGGUUUCCUUCCUAUUGUACACACCCUUCUUUAUUGGCACUUAGUUCCUGUUGAAUAGAAUGGUAGGCUUUUAUUCCUCUGGCCCUUUCUCUGAUUUGCUUUCUGUACAUACAAAAACAUGUAGUUUAUCAUCUCUCAUUGUUUUACUUUCUAAAAUGCUGCACUUUCUUUGAUUCAUGUCCCAGACAAAUAUGGUCUAAAAUGAUGGUUGCAGAAGCAAGAUGCAUGGUUUCACAAUAUAAACAAAGGUGAUAGAAGAAAGAGUGGCUUCCUACCUUUUUUAAUUGCUCCCUGAUUUAAGCAUUUCUACUUAGAAGAUGAAGUAAUUUGUUUUUGGUCCUUUGUGUUAUCAAUGAAGCAUUUGCUAUAGGAGCAACCAUGGUGCACUUCAUAUAUAUUUGAAACUAUUCAUUUGCUCCCCCCCCGCAAUUCUAACCCCUGGGCUUAGGUUUUGAUACAGUAUUUACAGGCAUGAAAGCCUUCAAACUAUCAUUUAUAUCUUUUAAAGAUUGGUAUAACUAGAGCUUGUAUAUCUGUGUUUGCAGGGAAGGUAUGGCAAGAGGUCAGCUAUUUUAAUCAUACUGUUAGGGCUGGGGGUCUUAACGUUGUGUUGCAUGGUUUUGGGGGCUGCAAUCAGUUCAUGCUCUGUACUGAAAAGCAAUUACUGGCACAUCCUGUUCUCCUAUUGCUCCCGUUCCAAAGUUUUGUUUCUGUCAAGUUGAAGUAAUUGAUUUCAUCCAGUUGCUCUAAGCUGGAAAGUAAGAGGGAGAAAUCUUUCUUAAAUAUUUUAGUCACAUUUCCCACUAAUGUUUAUCUUUAGUCUUUUUUUAAAAAAAAUCAAUGCAGGGGCUUGGCAUUGUUUAAAAAGCUUAGGUCAUCAGCGCUCUCAAACCUGCUAUAGGAAAGAAGGUUAUAUUUCUCUUGCCUUGCUUAAAAUCACUUAUUUAAUUGGGCAAUAAAAUUUGAGAUAACUGCCUUUGGUGCUUGGCAUUUUAUGGUUUCAAGAAGCAGGCACCGACCCUAACUGUAUUGUUGCUAGUAAAUGUUUCCUGCUUUCCUAAGGAACUAAGCUCUGAUUACAAAUUAUUGAGGAACAUAGGAAGUGAUACACAGUGUAUAAACUGGCAGCCUCAGUCUGAAGCCAUUGUCCUGGUAAGGAAUCUAGCUUCAAUUAUCCUCUGAUUUGCUUCCCCAUUCUGCCUUUGACAGUAACAAGGCGAGGCUGUCAUUAAGUGAUAUUCUCAAUCCUGGAGACUACGCACCAGAGUCAAAGUACAGUCAGAGUGCUUUAUUCAACUAGGAAGAAAGGUUAGUCGGGACAAAGCGUAGCCAUUCAGCUCUGGAUUGUAAGCCUUCCAGUUUUAUGUGACCACUCCCCCCUUUUAUCCUGGUUAUCUGCUUAGGGCAAGCUUCUUUCACUUAUCCAAAUCAUCUCAGCACUCGGCCAUGCAUACUGUGACACAGUUGCACUUCCAUCUGGAUACAAGGCUGGAAGAUGCAUCACAGUCAUACCUCUUGUUACGUUUGCUUCAGGUUAAAUCUUUUCAGGUUGCGUCCCGCGGCGACCUGGAAGUACCGGAAAGGGUUACUUCCGGGUUUCGCCGCAUGCGCAGAUGCUCAAAAUGACGCCACACGCGUGCACAGAAGUGGCGAAUCGCAACCCGCACAUGCGCAGAUGCGGGGGAAGGGAAGCCUCCCUUCGCUCUUCUUCGUGGGUGGGCUCCUUCUCCACCCACCCCACCCCCACCAACAAGGUCUCUAGGGGUUGUAAAGCAAGCCAGACCAUUUAGCAGUGACCCCAUUCAUUCCACCAGCUGGCCAUCACCCACUCCAAGCCUUGCGAAAAAUAUAAUCACCAUUACUACUACUACUGCUACUACUACUACUACCCUCCACCCAUAGAUAUCAGGGUGGCUCACAGCCUGAAACUAGGGUACUAAGCACAUGCUAAAAACUAGAACAAAGGCAAACCAAGCCAGCAACCCUCCUUCUCCCUUAUUUGUGAAACAAGCCUGUUAAUUGCCUAUCCAACUAAAAAAAAAGGCACUGAAGGUUUUUGAGAUCAAUGCAAGCUAAAAAGCAUUGCAGGGGGUUCGGCUAGAUGACCCGCAGGGUCCCUUCCAAUUCUACCUUUUUAUGAAAAACACACGCACAACCCAACUGUGGUCCCUCUGCAGUCCUCGCCCCAAACAACUGUGUGUGAGACUUGCUCCCCAGAAAGUGUGUCUUGUCUUGCUACCUGUGGUUUUUGGUCUCUUGUCAGCCCCCUCCCCCCAAUCUAUUCAUAUUCCUUUCUCCCUAAUCUCCAAUAUUACAUUUUCCUCUGGCUGAGACUUAAAACAGAAAGCCCUAAUUCCCAACUGUGUUUCUUGCUGCAGUCCUACUGUCUACUCAGAAGUAAGGUCCUAUUUGAUUCAGCAGGGCUUACUCUCAGGUAAGUGCAGUUAGAGCUGCAGCCUUUGUGACCCAGGUUUUGGGUCCUUUUUAGGUUCAGGAUGUCACUGCUUUACACCCACCCCCACCCCACCCCCCACAAUAUUCGAAAACGGCUUUGUACUUAAAUAUAAAUUGGCCGGGAACUUCAUUGUUUGUGUCUUUAUUAAUUUAUUUAAAGAACAACAAACUGGUGAUUGCUUUAACUUUUUGAUAUGUGGUGAUUUGAAUCAUGAGGAUGAAUUAGAAGAACUGCUGAGUCUUGAACGAGUCUUGCUUUGGAAUUGAGGACUUCAUUAUAUUUUCUUCUGCCUUUUCAUUUUAUUUUGUUUUAAGGGCUUGUUAGAGAUAAUAUGUAAGUGUGGUGUCAGCUCCCAAAAAAGGUCAACAACUCUGGGGAACCUUUCCUAAAAAAGGUUGACAACUCUGGGAAACGGGGGAGGGGGGCGGUGCGCCGGAGGGAUCUUUGCACCACAGCGCUGGAUAUGCUUAAGAUGGCUCUGGUCAGAAGGCCCUCAGAACUGGACCUCAGUGUCUGGGCUGAACAAUGUGGCUGGAGAGGCUUCUUCAGGUAUACUAAAUGCACAAGGCAAGAGCUGGGUUAAAUUUCUCCUUAAAUCCUCAAGCCAUAACUUCUCAAAAGCCACUCCAAUGCAUUUCAGUGCCAUAAGCACCUGUCUGCUCCCUUUUACCUCCAUUUUACUCUGCUACUUUCCACACCUGUGAACCCCUUGCUACCACUUUCCAAAUAUCUCCCUCUCAGUCAAAUUGGCCAGCAGCCCUGGAAGGCAGUUGGGGCGUCUAGGGGGUGGCACAGAUACCCAUUGUAAGCCCUGCAUCCAAGACAGGAUUCUCAUUUGUUCUAUGUGUGGAUCAUCCUGUACUCCUGAAACGUUACACAGGUUAAUUAAAACUCAUUUCACUUAAGACCACUCUGUGAUCCGGCAUAUUGUCCUUGUUUUUCCUGUCAACAUCCAUAUGCUAUAUAUUGAGCUAAUAUGAUAUCUAUUACAUAGCACCCUAAAUAGAAGCACAAAUGCAGUAUUCUUUUUUCUUUGGCAUCAGUUUUGUUGCUCUUUACCUUAGAUGUUGCCCUUUUCUGGGCACAAGUGUUUAUUUGGUCUUCAUUUGGCAUUCUGUCCAACUCAGUUAGAUCAUAGCUGUCCACUUUUCCCUUUUCUUGCAAGGAAUCCUAUUCUGAAUAAGGGAAUUUCCCUUUAAUAAGGGAAACGUUGACAGCUAUGAGUUAGAUGCUGGGGUGCUGUCUCAAAUGCUGCAAGCCAAGGAUCUCCGUUUUAGCCUUUAAUUCAUGGGGCAGCCCAGAACUUCCAUACCCACUGCUCAGGCUUGCAUCCUGGAGAGGUCUCUUCAGGGCUGCUAACACAGCGAAAACAACUCAGGAGGCUGCAGUUGCGAGUUUCCGGGCAUUUUCACAGUGACUCUAAGAACAUCUUUAAUAUCUAUCUAAUGCACAAGUAGAGAACUUGGUCCCUCCAAAUGCUGUUGGACUAGAGCUCUCACCAUUUCUGACCAUUAGAUAUGCUAGUUGGACUCCAAUGAUACUUGAAGGCCACAGGUUCCCCUUGCCCUGGUCUGAGGUAUCACUUCUCUGUACUUUAAAACAAUCAGGGAAGCAUAAGAGGCUUACGUAUUUACAUAUAAAUGUAGCAAUUUGUUUUAAUAGAACAGGAAAUUCAGUUAGUAUUUGUCUUAACAUUUUGAUGACUUGUAGGAUUGCAUGACAUAGCUUGUUAUGUAUUUAUAACUUCCCUAUUAACUUAAACCAUUCAUGGAUUUCAUUCUAUAAAUACUCUCUCUCUCUCUCUUUUUUUACUUUAGCACAGGAAAAUCAAAGAGGGUGAUUUUAAACAAUCCAGUGUUUUAUAAAGGGAGUAAUCUUAAAUCACUCUUCUAUGAAAAUUUAGGAAGUCCCAGGCUUAGCAGGGAGGUAAUUCUAAAGCAAUUAAUGACGUAUUUGAGUACUUAGAUAGAGUUGCAGAGAAUUCAAUAGCAUGUGUUGUAACUGAACUGUGGCCCUGAGUCUUUAAGAGAGAAAAAAACUAGUAAGAUAACGCUAAGUUACUUUGUCAGAAAAGCAUCCCUCAGGGCAGCACUUUCAAAAGUGGCUUUUACUGUUUGAAGUUACUGGCCUAUAUCACACAGAGCCCCAGCUGUUUGUGUGCAUGUUGAGAAGUGUGCUCUGAAUGUCGGUACUCAUUGCGGUUUGUGGGCCACAUCUAAAAAGUACAAUGCAUGCCUCAAGCUGAGGCCCAAAGAGGUAUUGAGGUAAGCUCUGGCUUAUAACCCCCUCCCCCGCAGGAUUCUCGCUGUUGCUGUUGUUGGUGUUUUUCCCUUUCCUUGCAACAGCAAACCCUCAUGCUACCUCAAAAACUGUUUAUGAACUGUUUAUGAAACCUCUUCUCUGCUUCAGAAACAGCAUCCCAUGCGGUAGGCCCAACCAAAAUUCCUCAAGUAAAAUAAUAGGGAAGUAAUGUGGUGCAUUUUGAAUCAAAUAAUACCUCAAAGCCACUGGGCUUCAUUUCUUCACAGAGUUGUGUGAAAUCAGAUUGCUGUCUACUUGGUGAUGGUGGUGUUUUAGAUGUUGUGUUUAAUGAUAUUUUGGGUUAGAAUAUAGCCUUUGUCCCAUUUAAAGGACCUGGUCACUCAUCUCCUCUGGGAAUAAAGAGGUGUCUGUUCCACUUUGCUCUCCAUUUUUCUAGGGGUCCUUUGUUUUUCCUCCCCUUAGAAACAAGGGGAUGUUACACUACAAUCUGUGUUUUGGGAGUACCUGAAACUGUAGCAUUGUUGAUGCUAGUUGGGCUCAGUGCCUGGGUGGUAAAUAUAAAGAGCUCCAUGCAGUUGUGACUGGUGGUCAGACUGCAGAAGGCAGGGAGAUCCAACAGUAGGCAAAGUCUACUUUCCCUGGACUGAUUAUAAGUAAGAAUGCAAGUGGAGGGGCAGGGCAGGCUGAGGCUGGUUGAGGCAGUGUGCCAUUUGCCCUAAUAUACCAAACCUCUACUGGCUCCAUGUAAACCCCAAGGUUGACCUCCUGUACAUGGAAGCACCACGUAUAAGAUUGCACUGCAAACUGUCCAAAUGUUGAUUCAGGUAGAGGUACAAUAAAGAAACCGGAAGUUAAGCUCGGAAUACCUUCUCAGGUAGCAUCCUGAUCCUUUUAUAAAGCCAAUACUGCUUACUACAGUUUCAGAUAAACCCAUGUGGCAAUCAGGGGUACUAUUAAGUUGGUUUAACACUUAUGCUCCAUUUGGUUCCAGGUAUUCGCCCGCAAAUAAUGAAUGGCCCUAUGCAUCCUCGUCCAUUGGUGGCUUUACUAGAUGGAAGGGAUUGUACAGUGGAGAUGCCAAUUUUGAAGGACUUGGCUACUGUUGCAUUCUGUGAUGCGCAAUCAACUCAGGAAAUCCACGAAAAGGUAAAAAAAAGGUUUUGUAGACCGACCUAAUGAGGGAGAGUAUGGCUGUCUAGUUUUGAAUCCAUUUCAAGUUCAGUUCCCCUUACCUGUACACUGCUUUAUAGAGUAAAAAUGACUAAAUUUUGUAAUAAAGCAGUUUUGGAUUACAAGAGGUGUCUUGGAGACCGAAUUUGUAAUUGUGUGUGUUUGUUGGUUUACUCUGUCUUUUCCUCUUUGUAUUGCUGUUGCUCUUUUGAUUAACAGAACUAACAGUGGAUACACCUGAAAUGUGAAUUCCUGAGCUAAAGUUUCUUUGAUGGCACCUGUCUUGGAUUUUAUGACCAUGUUGGUUGCUUAGGCAAAAUCAAUCUCUUGGAUUCAAAAAUUGACUGAUCUUGUUAGAUAGGCUUUAAAAUAGGUGGGUAAGAGGGGAAAAGGUUAAUGUAAACAAUCUGCCUGGUCCAGGUGCUGUGUUCGUUGUGUUCAGUGUACUUGCAAACAGUGUGUGUUCAUGAAGAACAGAUUUAGCUAUUCUGCCCCGAUUGAUUUUCUUAAAUGAUACAAAAUCAAUAGGCGAAAGCAAAGGAAUUAAUGUAUAAAAGAUCAAACAUACUUGGAUUUCAUGUAAACAUUAGAUAACUGUCUUUCAGUAACCUUUUGAACCUGGAUUGGCUAGGGACCCCAUGAGGUAGAGCGGGUAAAUGACUGAAGUAAUAGAAAUGAAGCCUUGUCAAAAGUGUCAAAAUAUGCAGCUUGAAAAGGCAAGCUAAGGUCCAAACUAGAUACUAUAUGUACGCACAUGGAUCCUUCUUCAAACAGUCCCUUUUAAACUAGCUUUGGGAGAGGGAGAUUAGGAACAGAAAAGCAACGCACUAGGGUUGUCCCCCCCCAAAAAAAACACUGGUCCCCUGCUAGUCCUCUCCUCCUCACAGAUUUCCACAUGUGUGUGUGUGCUUUUGGUUUUAAAAGGGGGGAGUAUCAGCAGAACAUUUUUAAUUUUUGUGUGUGAAACAUCUUGUUUGGCCUUAAGGUAGCAACAAUGUCAUCCUGAAUAUAUUUGGGAACAGCGCUUCCUUUAGGUUUUUAAUUCAAGGACAUCCACAGCUUCUCUGCUUACUCUGUAAGUUACACAAGUUACUCUGCUUCAUUGCUAAUUGUACUCUAUAUGUGAAGUUUCUAUUACAUCUUUGUAUUAUAUUUUUGUUUGCAGUGUUUUUGUUUUAUCUUUUCAGGGAAUAUUUUGUUUUCCUUUAUUGUAUUUUUGUUUUUAGCCUUUAUCUGAAAUGUUUUAUUUUGAGAUUUUGUGUGGAGUGUAUGAGGUGCCAUGGGAGAGGCAGUAUCUGUUGGGGGACACAUCAUGCUCCUUUUCUGCCAGAAGUCUUCCCCCUGCACUGAGCUCUUGUCUGUGGCUCCUAGAAGCUGUUGGCUUGCAACAGUGGGCACACCCCAGAAAUGGCAUUGACUGGCCAGCUAAACCAGGUGAAGGUAGCCAAUGGAUCUCAAAACCCCUGCAUGCAAGGCGGAUUGAGCAGACGUGGGUCCAACUGUCAAAAAGACAGUUUCUGCACAUGCUGUAGAGGGAAAUGAGGGGCAGAUGGGAAAGCAGAUAUACUCACUUGUGAGAAAGGCUUUGGAAGUAAACCCUGAGGAGCAAUCCAUAUCCACUGCCUUACAGGACAUCUUCAGGGAGAAAAAGUUAAGGAUUAAACCCUACACAAAUUCGUAGUGGAGUCCCUAAGGUGAUUGGAUGGUGUCUUGAAUACCUCCUUCCAGCAACUCCUGCAGCCAAGCUGGUGCCAAAUGUGUUGCUUUCCUUUCCUUCGGACCACAUCAGUGUGGCCCAAAGGGGAGUCUUGUUAUCCGGGCAGCCCAAGACCUCCAGUUCACACUGCCAGGCUUGUGCCUUGUGAGAGGUUACUUUGGUGCUUCAGAUGCAGCAAAAUCCAUUUGACGUUUUAAGAUAGGUUGCAAAGUGCUUAGAAUUUUAAAAAUCUUUUUCGGAACUGCAAACUGGCAUAAAAAUCAUUUCAAUAAAUAAAUAGACUAACAAAAAAAAAAAAAGGUUGCAGAAUGCCACUUACAGCCUGUUUAGAUCAUUACGAUGUGGUGGAUCCUUACCUCGACUUGUAAAAGCUGUUUCUAUUUCCUGUAUUAGUAGUUUUACUGAGCACAUAAUAUAAAACCUGUAGAAUUUGGCAUUCACUUCUCAAAAGAUAAUAUCAAAUUGUGUCCAUCCAUGAGUGGAUGACUUCUGCUCAUGCAAUGGGACUUGCCUUCCUCUCACCCCCCUUGCAGCCUUCAUAUCCCCCAGAAAUCUGAUUCAGAAGGAGUCUCAACCCUCUUGAGCAGUUUUGGAACGUGUGUGGGAUGCUAUAGGAGAGAAAAGAGGCAGGGAGUUCCUGCUGCAGGAACCAAAAUCUGUUCACGUGAUGUUGGAUAUCACCCCUUAUCUAUUUCUCAUUUUAUUGAGACAGGAAUACAUAUGUCUGAUUCAUAGAAUUGUAGAGUUGGAAGAGAUUCCAAGAGUCAUCUAGCCCAACCCCCCACAGUGCAGGAAUCUCCUGCACACAGUCCCCCAUCCAGUUGAAACCACACUGGGCCCUGCUUAGCUUUGCAAAUGUGCUCCAAGACUCCUGUUCCUCCUUCUUCUCCAUCUUCCUCUCUCCACUGGCCAAGAUUACUGGCUUUGGGAAUCCCCGUCAUCCUAGUCUUUCUUUCUUGUACUACUCUUUUCCUUCCCACAAGUAUACAUAAAUUUAUUUUUAUACCCCCUUUCCAUAGUUCAGACAUGCUCAAGGCAGCUUGCAACAUGAAGGAAAUUACAUAAUUACAAGCAUAACUAAAUUAGUUCUAAACAAUAAAUAAAACAUCAAAAGUAAACAACCAAAUUAAACAAUUUCCACAUAAACCGUAAGCUAUCAAAUAAAGAUACAAAAAUUAAUAUCAAUAGCAGUAACAACCCAUCCCCCUCAACAGAACUCCCUAAACAAUACCCCAGCCUGUUCAGCAGGCUCAGCUUUUGUAGUUGGAGUCAAUCAGGGCCCCACCCUCCCAGGUCAGGUGGAAAAGGCCUGAAAGGCAGGAAGCAGGUCUUCCAGGAUUCAAAAUUCUCUGAAAAAAAUGGAUCUUAGGAGUGUAAUGAACAAUUCUGUAUGAUAUCUUUGUUCCAGAACACUAUGUAUGUUUGUUUUGGAUUAUUUAUAAACCUCUAAACACUACAAAAUGCUGCAGUGGUGUACAAUAAAAAAUACAACAUAUCAAUGGAUAUCUUUGCACAAAGAAGGGUUGACCUGAAAAGUUGUUCACCCUGAAUGCCAUGUAGAAAGAGAUACUUCUGGGUGAGCAGAAGGCUUGAAACCUAAGUCUCCUAGAAAUGAAGAUAAAGGGGAGGAGGAGAGGGGAGAAUGACAAGAUCAGAAAUGACGGGGUGGAGGUGGCAGGCAAAUCCUUAGAAGGCUUACUGUCAUUCAUCGCUCAGUCUGUCCUUAUAAUGCUCCUGACCUAAGGAAUUAUCCCUUGGUAGGGCAGCCUUCAGUGCUAGUUUAAAUAAUCAGCAGUAAAUAGCCUGGUCAAUACAAAUGUAGAGCUGUAUCCAAGGUAUCUUAAGCAUGUUGCCUGUUCAAAGCUUUUUCUGUUUUCUGUUUUCAUGCUGUGUUUACACUGAGUACGGAAUAAUGAGGGUGAAUAUAACUUUACUCUUAGUGACUCUCUGGCAGACAGUAUAAAUCUGUGCAUUAGAGUGUAAAUCCCGUUGGGGCAUGUAGGGCCUUCUGAUCUGUAGUAUCCAGUCACAUGAGGCCAAUUGGAUGUCAGAGGCUGUUGUUUUAUCUCUUUCUCCUCCCCCUCUUAACCACUGUCUGGAAACUUCGUAUUUCCUUUAUCAUACUUCCCUUUAAAAUUAGAUUAUAACCAUCUCCCAAAUACAAAUCCUGCCUUCUCUUUUCUCAGUUUUCAUCAGCUCGUGUUAUUGUCAUAGUAGCUCAUCCACUAGGCACUGAGAGAGCACAUUUGUGGCUUGGUGGUGGCUUUUGCUCAGCUUAUGGAAGAGCCCAACUCAGCAUUCAGUAUACUAGCAACCAGCUGGGAAUGAAAUGAUCUGGAUUUUGGUUGAAUACAAUACCAUUCAGGAGGACAGUUCAUGGCAUCUGGUUUAUAAUAAAACGCUGAAAUAUAUAUGUCAGGGCUGCCUCAAGUCUCAGCUCACAAAAGACCAACGCCUGUGUCUUCUUAUAUACAAAAGUGUUUAUUGCAGUUCAUUGUUUGCUUGACAUCCUAGGCGCGCAGCCCUACGUCUGCUACGCUUAGACCGCUGAAGUCCCCUCUGAAUCCGUCCCUCCCCUGCACCAAUUUAAGAGGCUUGCGCUGCUCCACCUCUUUCUCUCUUUCCUUUUCCGCAGGGUCCUUCUGCCCGCUGGGGUUUCGCCCCUCCUGGAUUCCUCUGACGCGGAAUCAGACUGCUCUUCCCCCCUCCUGCGGGCUUUGGGACCUGGCCCCUCCUCCGGGCUCCCUGUACUUCCGCGCGCCUCUACAUUUGAACUUGGCGCGCGCGCCAAACCUCUAACUUUCCUUUUGACAGUUACACUACUCCCUUCACUGCUCCCCUCCCCUUCCGGGAGGGUGGCUUGCUCUGACCUCCCUCCCUUCUCUGCUGCCGGAGCUGCUUCCCCUGAUACACUGGAAACUCCACCCCCUUCGCUGCACUCUGGUGGGGAGGCUGGUCCUGACGCCCAGCUGCCACUUUGGGAUCCUCCGCUGGCCCCCUGCUCCUGACACGUCCCCCCUGGGGCUCCUGGCCUUGACCACCGGCGCCCCUUCUGGGAAUCCUCUGAUUCGCUGGAAAGACUCAUGGAAUCUCUUGAGUCAUUGUCAUCCUCUUCCUCGCUGGCUUGGGAUUCAUCCCCAUCGCUCUCCAUCUCCUGCCUACCCUGUGCCUCUCUCCCUGAACCCCUGACAAUAUAGAACUGCAGUUAAUAUAAAGUGACACAUAUUACCUCAAUAUUCAGGAGUGCUCAGUAACAAAUAUCUAGCUAACAUAGGCUAGAAGCAGAUGACCAACUAUCAAGUGGAUUUUUCAAUUUUCUCUUUUUUAAAAAGUGUAGGGGUAUUUCACCACCCCUUGCAUCAGUGAAGAUUGGUAGUGUGUGAUAAAAAUUACCUCUAUCAAGCGCCUUUCUUUCAUUAACUACAUUGUAUGAUGGUCAUGUGUAUUAAUCCAGAAGUUCUGCUGUAUUUGAGUUGUAUCCAACUAAGUUAUACGCAGAUUGGACCCAUUGAAAUUAAUUGACCUAAGUUGGUCAUGUGUAUUAUUUUAAUUUGGUCUACUUUGAUUAGGACUAGCAUUGGAUGCAACUCUCUGUCAGUAAGUACCAUAGACAAGCAGGGCAGCCUCAUGGGCUGCAGAAUUCUAGUCAACUAGUGAGUAUCCAAAGUGAGAAGUAUUUUGUGAUCUAGCUUAUGUCCAGAACAGUUUCAUCUUUGUCUCCCGCAUGUUCAGUUCAGAGCCCGUAUAUGUAGGGUGCAUUCUGGGGGCUAGAGAAAGGGACUGCAAAUGCCUCCAGGAAGUCCCAUAUUUACUUGAUCUAGGGGGGAAAUCAGUCCUUUCAUCACCCAGUAAUAUAUAUUUGUGGAUUUUCUGAUAUCCUAAGGGAUAGUGUAGAGGCUAAAAUAAACUUCCAGCUGAGAAAGAGAACAGGAGGUAGUUAGUGAUGGGUUGAGCUGGGGGGCCAGUUGCACUGACCGUUUGGAGAAGUCACACUUCCUUUUCUACCAUUUAAAUUACUGUUGUUGAAAGAGAAGUAGCCUACAUCACAGGGAUUUGAGAGUGUUUAGAUAUGCAAAGAUCUAGAUAUUGUUGAGUAUUAUUUUGAUUGAGUAUUAUCAUGGGACUACAUGGGGGCAUGUAGUACACUCAAUACAAUCCAGGAUCUAAUGCAAAAUAUUUCUAGAACUGAAAGAUUAUCCAGAGACAGAGGCAUUCAGAGGGAAGCAGUGAUGUAUUUCUAUUUUUGACACCAGACAAAAGAGCACAAAGCACACGCAGAUUCUCACUGCUUAUGAUUCUAGUUUGGGCAGUGGCCCUAUUCCACCUAAGUUCUUCCAGAGUUUAAGCCUCUUGACCUCAAAUGAAGACUGAUCCUUUGGGGCAAAAUUUCAUACAUACAUACUUGCACACAUGUACACACACAUAGUGAGAGCUACACACAUUUAUUCUGGAGUUCUUUAGGGUUUUCAUUAUUACUUGGGAGUCUUUAACCACUUAAUCAGAUUGAACCAAGUGCCUUGCUAGAUAUUUGUGCAUGACUCAUCACCGGACUUCAACAGCUGUUACCGGAACACGUCCAUCUGCUUCACUAAUGUCUAUUAUUUCCUUCUUUUUUGUGUGUGUCUGUUAGGUUUUAAAUGAAGCCAUUGGAGCAAUGAUGUACCACACUAUCACUCUCACCCGGGAAGACCUAGAGAAGUUCAAGGCCUUACGAGUCAUUGUUCGAAUAGGCAGCGGUUAUGACAACAUAGACAUCAAAGCUGCAGGGGAACUUGGUAUGUUUUAGACGUAACUUCAGUGCCUCCUCCUUAACUAAGUUUUUGGUUUUCGUUCUAAGUAGAACAAAUUACUUGAUUGUCUCAUAAUCAUGUUUACAGCAGGUUUCUGGUUGGAGUGACUUUGAUUCCAUCCCUGCAUACGACAAAGCAGCUCUGUUUUGCUUGCUGUGAUGCAGCUGCUUCAAAGACCAUAUGGGAACUCCAGUGCAGAUAGCACAGUUUCAUUGCAGCUAAAGGGCUUCCACAUUCUCAACUGUAAAUGGAAUAAAACAUUGUGUAAUGUUCUGAUGGGACAUGAAGCUCCACUGGCAGAGAGAUGGUCCAUAGAUUACUAUGGCGUGGGUUACUUUGCCUCCUCCUUUCUGGUGGCUGCUGCCUGUUGCAUACAUGGAUAGCCUGCCAGCACAGAUACAAUACCAUAGAGCAACAUCCAUGUCCAUGCAAGCAUUUGAUUAGACACUAAUGCUCCAGAUCAACAGUUGGCAGGUUUCUUUAAAAAAAACAUUGUUUAACGGAAUGGCCUGGCAUGUAGACAAUAGUCCCCUUGGUUUUAAAUCUCUUAGCAAUGAAGUCUCUUUUUGCCUGACAACAAACAUAGGCAACUAAUUAUGUUAUCCUUAACUAGAUUUAAGAAUUAUAACAUAUUGGCCAUUUCUGUGUGCUACUAAAAUGCUAGUGAGCUGUUUGCAAGCAGCACCGUUAAUUGUUUUAUCACUAAUGAGUGCCACUGCAUUAGCAUAUAAAAUAAAAUUGAUCUUUAUAGGGUGCCAGCUGUAUAUGUUUGUCGAUAGGGUGUCAUUAAAGUGAUUAAUUGCUAUGGAGUACUCCAUUGUAAAUCUUAAUAAAACUAAAGAAACACACAUUCUCUGCAGCAGGCAUUCUAAACAAGACACUUUGCUGGAUCAUCUACAGGGGUUUUUUUUCUUAUUAAAAAAAAUCCCUAACCUGCCUGAGAGCUCUUUGCUGUUUUACUUACAGCAUGACUUUGCUGUCAGAGAUUUGUAGACUGAGAAGCUUCUCAUGGUUUGUUUUUUUUUUUUAAGUAAUCAAGGGCUGCCAUGUACAUUUUGAAAUUUUCCUUCUGAUGAUUCUUUCCCUGUCUCCAGUCCACUGCUGUUCUAUGCAUAUAGUGAAUGAAUGAAAUAAUGGAAAAAAAGAAAGAGAAUAUAAUCAGAUGUAAUUCUAACUGCUUUAAUUGUGUGUGUGUGAACCCUACAUCUAUAUAUUUACAAUAUCCAUUGGGAAGAUUUUUAGUCCAGUGAAGAGCCACCACUGGCAUUCUUGCUUAAAAGACCUCAGGUAGUUGGCUUGUAAAGACUCCGUCGGAAUUGGCACAAGUGAUCUAGGUAGAAUAUUGGUCCAGCUCAUUAUUAGCUCUUUAUCUUUGUCCUAUAGCAGUGUAACAUUUAAAACAGGAAAACCACUGACAGCAGAGAGAAAAAUGCCUACUGGCACCUGAGGCUUUGGGGCCUUGUCGACAUUUAGGUCUUAAUGUAUGCAUUGCAAUUCCAUCUUGUUUUUUCUCCUUAUUUUGGUACAUUGCCCAUGGCAAACUUUUGGUGGCUAUUAAAAGUUAUACAUUUACUUGAGUGCUUUGCAUCUUUUUCCAUACCACUUCCAGCUGCCCUCAUCUGUAGCAUGAAGUGAGCUACUUCUGCCACUUUUCCUGUGAAUAUUUGCCCAGGCUGAUUUAAGGGGGAAAUACUGUUAUAGGGAAGCACCAAACUACAGUGGGAAGUGCAACUGUGCACUGUAGUCAAGUGUAGACAUUAGAGCAGGCAUAUGCAAACUUGGCUCUCCAAAUGUUUUGGGACUUCAACUCCCAUCAUCCCUAGCUAACAGGACCAGUGGUCAGGGAUGAUGGGAGUUGUAGUCCCAAAACAUCUGGAGGGCAGAGUUUGCCUAUGCCUGCAUUAGAGUAUCAAGCAAGGGAUGGGUUCAAGACACUCCAGAGCCAUGAAGCUCACCAGCUGACCUCCCCCAGCAAGCAAUAUGUGCAUAUUAUUCAGUGUUUCAUACACAUCAUGUUUGGCGAUCGCUUUCAGGCCCCUGAAUAGCUCUUUAAUGCUAUUUUUAAAAUUGUAUAUUGAUAAAAGGACUGAGAAACGGGAUCAAGUUGAGUUUUGUUUUUAAAGUACUUUGGACAGAUGGAGGAAAGUAUGCUAAUGCCAUAAUUCCUGGUGCGAUGGGGACAUAAUUCUGCAGGCCUGGAAAAGGAGCAAAUUGUGCUGAACUUUUCAUUCUCUGGAAUCCUGGCAGGAGUCAGUCCUGUGCUGAGUGAACAUUGUUAAUGCUUUGCCAAAGCUGCUUACACUACUUAACCCUAGUAUCUCACCUUGCAUGUCUAGGCAUUACCUUGGGUAGCAGCUCCAUCCCAUGAAGGCGAAUAAUCUUCCUGCAUGUAGAAGGGGCAGGAAAAGCCAUAUUACUUAGCAGCCUCAUUUGAAAUCUUCAGGAAAGGAUGACUUAAAAAGAGUAAGGAGUGUUAGGACUGAGACAGGGAUGGGGAACUUGUGGCCCUCCAUAUGACCACAGUUCCCAUUUUCCCUGACCAUUGGUCAUGAUGGGUUGGACUGGUGGGAGUCGGACUCCCACCAGCAUCUGAGAGUCACUGGUCUAAGAGCUUCCACAAAACAGCAUUUAAUUUUAAACCCUAGUUGGUUUGAAAUCAGCCCCAUAUGGUGAUAUUGUGUGGAAUCAGCUCAGUUUUGAUUUAUUGCUCUGUGAAUUCCAUUCCAGACAUCCACAGGAAGGUUGGAAAUAGUUGACAAUAUCUGAAUUUCGCCCUGAAUUUUUCAUAAAUUUGUUCUUUGUCAUAGUAGCCUUGUUUGGGGGGUGGGGUGAAACAAGUUUAAAAGGGCCUGUCCUUAGCCAUGGUUUUCAUACUGUGGUGCUGGUGCAGUCUACUAAAAUUUUCAUACAACAUUUCCCCUUUCCUUUGAGUUUUAUUCAUGAGUUAGAUGCACCAUAACUUAGAUGCGCUGUACGAAGGUCAUAAGGGCCAUCAGCUUCAAAGCUGGUACAAACGGCCAGAACAGGCAUAUGGUAACGGAUUCUCAGGACUCUAAGAAUGCCACUGGAAGGGUUGUUCGCUUUAGGCUGUAGCUCAAUGGCAGGGCAUGUGUUCUGCAUACUGAAGGCCCCAGGUUCAAUUCCUGGUGUCUGCAGUUGAAAGGAUCAGGGAGCAGGUGAGAAAAAACACCCUUCUUUUCCAAAGAGCUGCUGCCAGUUGGAGUCAACAGCAUGGGGCUAGGGGAACCUGGUAUAAGACAACUUCCUAUGUUCCUUGGCCUGGUUCCAAGCAGAAGGAGGCUGGCUUAGAACCUACCAUGUCUUUCUAUGCUCAGGGACUUCAGCACCACCAUAGAAGAGCCUUCUGGAUCAGGCUAAGGGACCAUCUAGUCCUGCAUCCUGCUUUCACAGUGGCCACCCAAAUGCCUGUGGGAAACACUGGAGCAGGACCUGAGCACAAGAGCACUCCCCCUCUGUGGUUUCCAGCAGCUGCUCUUAGGAAGCAUUGCUGCCUCCAACCGUGAAGGUCGGGGAUAGCUCUCGUGGCUAGGAGCCAUUAGUAGCUCUUUGUUCUCAUGCAGCAUGCAACAUGGGUCUGGAUUCAAGCCUUCCGAUAUUACGCAUUAUGAAUUGUUCCAAGAGAACAUAGAGAACCUAGUUAACUCGGAACACCAUGCAGGUAGCCUUCAAAGUAUUUUUAAAGUUUGCACUAGUGUGAAACCUUGAGAUUUCCUGGCCACAGUCUUGAUCACUAAAACGUAGGUUUCUGCCCCAUUCACCAGGAAUUGCUGUUUGCAACAUCCCCUCAGCUGCAGUAGAAGAGACGGCAGACUCCACGAUGUGCCAUGUCCUGAAUCUCUACAGACGGAACACUUGGCUCUACCAGGCGCUGAGGGAAGGAACCAGAGUGCAGAGUGUGGAGCAGAUUCGGGAGGUGGCUUCUGGAGCAGCUCGUAUUAGAGGCGAAACCCUCGGCCUAAUUGGAUUUGGUAUGUUUAUUCAAAAUGGGUCACAUUUCUUUCACUAAAACAACAGGGGGUUGGGCUUUACAAGGAGAUCUGCAUGGAUUCUGACAUCGUGCUUUGCAACUGCAACAUUUGCUUGAGGAAGCUGCAGCCUUGCACAGUGUGUGUUGAAGGAGGAGGCGGGUAUUUAAAAUCCCCGGCUGUUUUUCUCUCGCCAGAGAAAAAUAUCAUUUAUGCAGUUUGCAGAAUUCAGCUAAAACAUCUGCUUGCUUUUAGCACACAGUCCACAGAAGCCCUGCUUGUGAGGGGCUCAGAGCUCCUGAGUUUAACUGUUCCAGUACAAUGCAAAACAAGGAGCAAAGACUCAUGAGCCGAUGAGACUAGAGAUGCUCAGUUGCAAACCAGCUUAUGCUCUGUGAGCUAUGGUCACUCUCCAGUAGUUGCUGUUGAGAGACUCAGUACUCUUUUGGUUCACCCCACCUCCGUGAACACUCAGUAUAAAUUUGGCAAAUUAAUAGGCAUUUGUGCAUAUUUUUCUCCAACUUCUUCUACACCAGGUCCCGAGUUGUACAUUUGUGCAGUGUCCUUUAAUGAGUAAUUGCAAUCAAAGAUAGGUGUACUUCUUCCAUUCCAUCUGUUCAGAAAUAUGGCAGUCAAGAAAGGGGAGAGAGAAAAAACCAUCCUAGCAGAAUCCACAUUAUUUUAUUCCAUUCACCUACUUUUCGACAUGAAGGCAUGAUUACGUCUGGUUCUUUGGCUUUCUCUCCAUUUUCUGAAAAGAAGACUCCUAUCUUGAUGUAGAAGUCGGUUAGUUGAGCCCAGGCGGUGACAUUGAAUUGGAAUGACAUUGUGGAUAAUGACCUGCUGAUUGCACUGCAGCUGUCCCUCUUUAUCAGAAGAGCCUUAUUAAACCUUUGCUUCCAAACCAUGACAGUUGUCUUAGUCAUGCCCAAUUAAAUAGCCAUUCAGCAAGAGCGCAGAAGGAAAGGGGGGGGGAGGCUACAGCAAACAAGUUGCUCUUAUAAUAAAUAAGGCUCAGAGGGGUUUUGUUGUUGUUGUUGUUGUUGUUCUUCUACCAAAGAUGAUCAUAAUCAGAUUUCCUUAACAUGACUUCCUCUUUUAGGUCAGAGGCUUAAAUGUGGCUAGAACCCAGCACUUUAAUUACCACUGUGGGUGCGGAAGAUCUGCACUCUAAUACUUUUGAUAAGCUGUGUUACUUCUUUGCAGUGGACAUUUGUUCCUUGCCCUUCCAGUUUGAGAAUUUGGUAUUACACUAGUGUUGCAUUCCCUUUAUGGAUUCAUAUAGCAAUGUCUGUUCAUUUUAAUUGCAUCUGAAGUGCAUUGGCAAAUAGUUAAUGGACUUUUUAAAAAAAUAAUGCCGUAGCUGCUUGUAUUCUAAAGGCAGAUUCAAAUAAUGCCCUUAUACACGCUGCAUUACAUGGUUCAUGUUUGACCUUCAACUAAGUUGGCAGUAAGACUCUGUCCUAAGAAUCCAGCUCUUGGAGAAAGACAGAAAUCAUGAUGUUCUCUAAUACCCUCUUGCUCAUGUAAAAAUAUCAGUAUACCUGGAUGGGUUUCUAGUAUGUUGUCCCCUCUUUCCCCCAACCCAAUUUUGCAUUACAGUAAAUGAAAUUCCAGGUCAAUUGACAUGAGGCAAUUGUCAAGUGCUUAGGGCAAGGUGCCAGCAUUUAAAAAUAUAUAAUGAGUAACAGGUAAUGAGUAAUGGGGGUUUGCUGAUAAUAGCUAUCAUUUGUAUAUUCAUGGUAUGCAUUUGUGAAUUCUUGCAGUCUAAAAGAAGAGCUAUUGUCCAUAUCACCUUUAAAGGCAGAUCAGGACAGUAUUAUUACUAUGCCACUGGAACUUUGCACACCUUGUGACCCUAUGAACUAAACGUAGCCCACUGGCCACUGCAGAAACUUCCAUUUCUGUAGUGCCAGAAAAAAGUAAGCCAAUAAGACCAUAAAAAGUCAAAAUCAUUGAAAUGACAGGACAGUGCAGGUAGGCUUUCUGUUCUUAGCAUUCACCGGGAGUUAUUUUCUUGGUUAUAGAGCAUUUCAGUGCUGGUCAGGGAGGUGAAUGAUACCUGGGCCCCUCAAUUUAAUUUUAAAUUAAAUUAAAAAUGUACCACAAAUAUAAAGCUGCUACAGUUUGGCCAUGUUGCAAACUUGCUGCCUAUUUAUGAAGCCUGCUGGUAUGGUAGCCCAGCAUUGAUUGGGCAUGUGGCAGAUAGUAAGAUGCAUGAAGCGAGUGGUAAAACUUGCAAAGUGCCUCUCCUUGGCUCUGACCAGUGUGCUAGUAUCAUUUCCUCCCAUUUCUCAGGUGCUGCAUUUCAGCAGCACUAACACAGGGAUAUAACACAGGAGAGAAUCCGUGCAGCAUGACCACCUUUGCUGUGGUCAGAGAAAGCCUUUGGCAGCAAGUCAUGCCAAUUGGUACCAUUCAAUGCACCCGUUGGAAUUCAUGCAGCGAAUGCCAAGCCUAUUAUAACAACUCUCUGCCUUUUUCUUUUUUCUUUUGGCUUAGGUCGCACUGCGCAAGCAGUUGCAGUUCGAGCCAAGGCGUUUGGCUUCAAUGUGAUCUUUUAUGACCCAUACCUGCAGGAUGGCAUAGAAAGGUCCCUGGGAGUCCAGCGGGUCUACACACUCCAGGAUCUGCUGUACCAGAGCGACUGUGUCUCGUUACACUGUAACCUCAAUGAACAUAAUCACCACCUUAUCAAUGACUUUACGAUUAAGCAGGUAAUUCUGAAUGGAGGAGGAUCAUCUUGUUGGCUCCAACUGCGCUCUAGGAAUGUGUGGCUGCUGAGGUCUGGAAUUCCCGCUGGCACAGUGAUAAUGCCAAGCAGCUGCAAACAAUAAUCAUAUGCAUUUUUACCUUUGGGAUAGUUGAGAGUUAUAGCUAAUCUGCUCAUCUGUCUUUUGCACAUUAUAUAUGUUAAGUGAUGGAACUUAAGCAGGUUGGUUUAAUGCUUGCCAGUAAAUUACAGUUAGCAGCCUAACGUUGCAGAACGCAACACACCUACAAUACUUUUCGGUUUUUUUGCUCUAGUCAUUUGGUCUUGUUGGCGCAAGACUUGCUUACAUCAAUGGCUUAUUUGAAAUACAGUGGUACCUCGGGUUACAUACGCUUCAGGUUACAUACGCUUCAGGUUACAGACUCCGCUAACCCAGAAAUAUUACCUGGGUUAAGAACUUUGCUUCAGGAUGAGAACAGAAAUCGUGCUCUGGUGGCGCGGCAGCAGCGGGAGGCCCCAUUAGCUAAAGUGGUGCUUCAGGUUAAGAACAGUUUCAGGUUAAGAACGGACAUCCGGAACGAAUUAAGUACUUAACCCAAGGUACCACUGUAGUGCAUUUUGAGGAACUGGGCUGGAGUCUUUCAUCCAGGUUCUCAUCCUUGCUCUUUUGAAAUAACAACAUGAGACUCUUAAUCUCAGGGUUGUGGGUUUGAACCCCAUGUUGUAGGGGAAACUCCUGCAUUGCAGGGGGUUGGACUAGAUGGCCCAUGUGGUCCCUUCUGACUCUACAAUUCUAUGAUUCUGUGAGUCAUAAAGUAAUGCCCAGACUAGCCCAACACAAGCAGUUAGUUUCCCAGACAUGUUCAGGGCAAAGGUCACCUAGGUGACCAGAAAAACUGUGCAUUAAAUUCUGCCAGAGGAAAUCUCAGUCAGCAGUUGUUCUUUUGUUCCUAAUUCAGUCAUGAGUUCUAGAUUCCCGCCCCACCCCCCAAAAUGGCUGAUUUCUCCCCCAAAGGCUGAGGAAUCUGCUUCUGUCCUGCUGUUUUUAUCCUAUACUGCUGUGGUUCUGCAGCUAUCUUUAGUAUCACUAUUCCAUGCAAAAUGAACACAUGGAUAAGUAGCAAAUGGACUCUUAGCAUAAUGUUCAUUGUACAGCGUUUAAUAACCUAGGAAAGCACCUUGGACACAAAGUAUGUUGGUGCAAAAAUGUAAUGCUUCCAGAGUAGUAUAUUCUACUAUUUGGAUAUUUAUUUACCAUAGUGAAGAGUUCAGGAAAUCUGUAAGAAGUGCUUUUGAGGUUGAAAGAGAGGUCUCAGGUAGCAUUUACAAACUAGCAGCACAUAUGCAGUGCUCUCAUUCAAAAAUUUACACAGCAGGCUGUUAGGCCAAAACAGAUAAUUUUUUCCUAGUGCUAGUUUUAAUGGCCUCAUCCCCAGUAUUUUGCCUCUUAGACAUUGUCAUACCAGGGGCUCGUCUCAAGUGCAAUGGUUUGCCAUUGUGCCACUGAGCUCGUUCAGGACUUCAAAAGCCAAGACACUGGUGCUGGAAAGUGGUAAUAUACUUCCAUUCUAUUAAUCAAUUUCCAAAGUAUGUUAAUGAGUCAGUUGCGUUUGCUGGAGGAGGAGACCCUUUGCUCCAGAGGAAGAUGAAAAUGGUUGACAAAUUAUUGGGCAUUUUCCAUGAAGUAAAUUAUCUCUUUCCAGCAUCUGCUUGUAGCCUUGUCUGUUCCUUUGCUGCUAUCAGUAUUUGUGCUGACUCACAUACUCUCCAGCCUCAUGCAGACCCAGAAAUCAUCCCACUAUGACAGCAUUCUUUGCUAGGAUGAGAGAUCCUCCCCCCCCCCCAAAAAAAGUUCAUAGAAUCAGUUCAGUGGUGAAGAACCUAUGCCCCUCGAGGAAUAGUUGGAACCUAACUCCCAUCAGUCUCGGUCAGCAUAACCCAUGGUCAGAUGGGUGUUGCAAUCCAGCCAUAUCUUGAGGGCUGCUGCUUCCCCUCUCUUGCCCUACAGUAUGUGAGCAGAGGCCAGAGGAUGCUACACUGCGGGAGUAAGCCAGGGAAGUGGUGGCAAUGCUCUGCUUAUGUCCCACUGUUGGUAAUAGUAGUGCUUGAAUAGUCCUUUCUUUCUCCCUGGCUCCCUUCAGAUGAGGCAGGGAGCAUUUUUGGUAAACACAGCCCGUGGUGGUCUGGUGGAUGAAAAGGCCUUAACUCAAGCCCUGAAGGAAGGAAGGAUACGAGGGGCAGCACUGGAUGUGCAUGAAUCGGAACCAUUUAGGUAAGUCGAGAUCUCACUUGUAGCAUUUUGCACUUCUAUCUUGCAUGUUCUCGAAGGCUCAGUCUAGGCCGUUUCUGUCAUGUAAUAAUGUAUUCUAUUCAUGUAAUAAUGAACCAACAAGGUGCCUGUGGGAAGCCUGCAAGCAGGACCCAAGCACAGCGGUACUCCUAUGGCUUCCAGAAAGUGGCAUUCAGCGGCAUACUGCCUCCUAACACCAGAGGUAGAACAUAGCUGUUGUGGCCAGUUGCCACAGGUAGCUUUAUCCUGGUUAAAGAGAAGAGAGCUUAACUAUGAUCCUGGUUUCAAGUGACAUGCUAAGCUAGGGGUGAGGAAGGCUAGAUGUGGCUUUCUGGCCCUCUCUGUCAUUACCAGCUUAAAAUGCAGCCAGGCCAUUCUUUUUCUUAAUUUGGAUCAAAGCUGGUUUGGGGGAAAUGUGUCAAAAUGCAGAGUUUGAUAACAGGAUAGAUCUGGAUUGUGGCUAACAUCGUGUGUCCACUGCUUCCCAAACCAACAAUGGGAGCACACUGCAUGCAGAGUAAAUGGAGAGUGUGUUCAUAGCCUGAAUCAUCGUGCAGUGCAGAUGGUCUCCCCUCAAGCUGAACUUGUUUGUGGAUACCGCUGGAAGGAUCUAAGAGAAGCAAGUCUUGGAAUCAAGAGACAUGUGGGAAGCACUUAUUUUUAUGAAAUGGGCAGCCAGAUGGCGCACAGCAUGUGUAGCAAAAUGUGGAUGAGAGAUGUUUUACCAUAUAAAAAUCAACUUUAAAAGAAAAUGAGAAUGUGACUUGAGUUUGGUCAAUCAUCUGUCUGCUUAAAGACAAUAUAUGUACAUGCCUUUGCCCUCCUCCCCACCCUCAAUGCUGCCCCUUCUCUCCUGCCUUUGCAACAUCCAGGAAUUAAAGCCAGAAGUCUCUCAUUAACCAUACAUGGUGUUCUACUUCAGAUACUACGGUUUGGAGGUUUGGAACAAGCCAGGAUGUUAAAACAACUUAAAACUGAUUAUAAGAUCCUGGCAUCUUCUAAGACUGGUAGCUAUUGUUUUCUGGUUUGGGCAAAAUGGGAUUCUGUGGUUAGUAGGAGACUUCUGGGUUUAAUUACUGCACACUUAAAAGGGCUUGUGUGUGUAGACAAAAGGCUCAGAUGUACUCCGGUUAUUAAGCCAAGAAAGGAUUCUCAAAACGUGAUCAAUGUGUGUCAUUCUUCUAGCCUAAUUUUUCAGGUAUCUAGGAACAACAGUAAACAAUAGUGGAAGGGUGAUUGCCUCUGUUUAAAGGCAAUCACUAUACAUAUAUAGACAACCACUGUUAAUUUGGGAGCAUGCACCUUCUUGACUUUGACUUUAUGGAUUUGUAUUAAUCAUUUCAAUGAAUUUGUUGUUGUUUGCUUCAUUUGUAUGUUACUGUGUUUGUCUAGCAAUAUCUGGAUGUAGCGAUUGUGAUGCUUAUUGUUUCUUUUUAAUGCUUUCUGAUUGUUGUGAGCCACUUAGAGAUCAACAUUUGUUGUUGGAAAAGGAGAAUAGAAAUAUUAAAUCAAAUCAAAUGUUGGUGAACUUUAUUUUUUUACCUCAAUCUUUGUUUCUUGGGGGGUGUUUUCCUGUAGCUUUGCUCAAGGACCACUAAAAGAUGCUCCUAAUUUAAUUUGCACACCACACACUGCUUGGUACAGCGAACAGGCCUCACUGGAGAUGAGAGAAGCUGCCGCGACAGAGAUACGCCGAGCUAUCACAGGUACACCAACUUGCUUGCCCAUAAAAAGGUAAAGGACUCUGACAGUUAAGUCCAGUCGCAGAGGACUCUGGGGUUGUGGCGCUCAUCUUGCUUUACUGGCCGAGGGAGCCAGCAUUUGUCCGCAGACAGUUUUUCCAGGUCAUGUGGCCAGCAUGACUAAGCCGCUUCUGGUGCAACAGAACACUGAAACCAGAGCAGCACACGGAAACACCAUUUACCUUCCUGCUGGAGCGGUACCUAUUUAUCUACUUGCACUUUGACGUGCUUUCCAACUGCUAGGUUGGCAGGAGCAGGGACCGAGCAAAGGGAGCUCACCCCGUCGCGGGGAUUCGAACCGCCAACCUUCUGAUCGGCAAGCCCAAGAGGCUCAGUGGUUUAGACCACAAUAGGCCAGUUUAAAUGUUAUAGGUCCCAUGAAGUGCUUGCCUGUACUAGUGCUUUAUCUGGCACUACAGCAUGUGCAGGUGUGGUCCCCGCCAGUGUUGAUUGCACAUGUAUUUGCCAGUGCAUAGUUUAAAGAACCUCUGAACAUCACACCACCAUAUGUGGCACACCAGUCCUGGAAAGUGCAGACCUCUGCUUCCAUAGUCUGUGGAGAGGGGAGCAGUUGUGGUUAACACUUAAAUCACCUACAGUGUUAACGUGAUUCUAGCAACCUGUUUUAAAUCAUAUUUAAAUCUUCUACAUGCAUGCCUGUAUAUGUUCGUUCAGAAAGCUCAUUAAGCUGAAAAAUUCUAUCAGUUGUCAGCUGCAACAUCAGGAGCAAUUGCUACAUGAAAACCUGCAUUGAACCAAAGUGAUGUUGCCAUUAGGGGAUUCUAUGCCAGAACUCUCUUAGUUUGAGUGUCCCUUUCCCUUAACAUCACCCUAUUCCUGCACUGGACCUGCAAGUACUCCUUAGGGAGGCAUAGCCAUAAUAUUGUUACCUACAGUGGUACCUUGGGUUACAAACUUAAUUCGUCCUGGAGGUCCGUUCUUAACCCGAAACCAUUCUUAACCUGAGGCAUGCUUUUGCUAAUGGGGCCUCCCGCUGCCGCCAUGGCGCCAUUUCGGUUCUCAUCCUGGGGCAAAGUUCUCAACCUGAGGUACUACUUCUGGGUUAGUGGAGUUUGUAACCUGAAGUGUUUGUAACCCAAAGCAUUUGUAAUCCAAGGUACCGCUGUAUUUGGUUUGUUGUUAGAUAAGUAGUCAAGAUACUAAGCAUUUAUAGUUGUUCUGCUCUUCAAGGCAAAACCACAAGUGCGCUGAAUGGAGAUAUGGUAGCAAAUCAUGUUAAUGAUGGAGCAAACUCCUAAUAAAAGGAAUGUGGACUUUUAUCUAAGUAUUUUUCAGAAUAACUGAGAGUUUCACAUAAUCACUAGGGCUCCAGCAUCCAAUACAUGCCAAACGUGUAACAGGCAUUGCUAUAAGGUAAAGGUAAAGGUACCCCUGCCCGUACGGGCCAGUCGUGUCCAAAUCUAGGGUUGUGCGCCCAUCUCACUUAAGAGGCCGGGGGCCAGCGCUGUCCAGAGACACUUCCGGGUCACGUGGCCAGCGUGACGAAGCUGCUCUGGCGAGCCAGCACCAGCGCAGCACACGGAAACGCCGUUUACCUUCCCGCUAUAAAGCGGUACCUAUUUAUCUACUUGCACUUAAGGUGCUUUCGAACUGCUAGGUGGGCAGGAGCUGGGACCGAAAGACGGGAGCUCACCCCACCGCAGGGAUUCGAACCGCCGACCAUGCGAUCGGCAAGCCCUAGGCACUGAGGUUUUACCCACAGCGCCACCCACGUCCCCAGGCACUGCUAUAGCAUGCCUAAUUUUAUACUGUUUUAGGUGGCCUUCUGCAUCCUUUCCUGUGUCUAAUUGGGUCGAUUCCCUACCAUUACCCAAUGUGGAGUUGCUUUGGGGAGAAAUGCCAAUGGGGUAGAGAAAGUUACAAUAUCUUGGGCAGCUUUCAUUCAUUCUGGCGAGGUCUGCAGGAUGACCAGCAAACUGCUGUAACGGGGCUUGUAAAGUGACUUGGUGCAGGAAAGGGGUGGGAAAUUAUCCAGCCUUUCAAAGCACUUUUAUCUGGCCGCUGACCGUUGUAUCAGGGUGUGGCAAGGGGAAAGCACUGCAUAUUGUUUUACUCAUAAUCAAAUUGUACAGCAGUCCUUUCCCCCCUGAAUUUUGGUGGGAAGUAAAGAGCUGUGUGAGUUAGAACGAGUGGUGUGGAAAACCUCAACUUGGAUAUAGCUUGUUGCAUAUUAGUCGGGUUGAUUUGUACCUGACCCUGUUAUGAAUUUGAAUCGUUCCCUUCCUCAGGUCGGAUCCCUGAAAGCCUACGAAACUGCGUGAACAAGGAAUUCUUUGUCACAACAGCUCCUUGGUCAGUAAUAGAUCAGCAAGCGAUUCAUCCGGAGCUCAAUGGUGCCACAUACAGGUAAGAUAAAGAACUCUUUUUGGGGAAAAAGCACCAUACUUUGUAGUUCUCUACCCAAGAAUGGAGCUAGAGAAUGAGAUACACACAUCUUUGUAUAGGGCUCAGGUAGGGUAGCCCUUCAGCAAUAGUGUAUUCAGGUUUCCUCCACAGAAGGCGCUUCCUUUAUUCUGGGAAUACUAUUCAGAGAUAGCAUCUCCACAGGUAUCCUGCUGCACAGAGACCCCUUAAUAAUGCUACUAUAGAGUCACUUUGAGCUUCUCUGAAAGGCCUUUCUGCUGUUUCAGUCUUACUAACUCACCCACUAUUUACCUGACAAAAGGAGCUUCCAGAAGUCAGUUUCAGCAAACCAGCCAUUUAGUUGGGGGGUGGGGUGGGGAGGAAUAUAAUCAGUGUUCCUUAAGGACUUCAAAGAGUCUUUGCAGAGGUAGGCCACCAUUGUAAAUGAAUAAAUAUUGGUAUAUUGAUGCACUGUUCACCCAGCACAGGCUGAAAGAUGGAACAUUAAUUAACUGUAGGGCACCCCCCCCAUGUAAUGUUAAGGGGUAAUAUAUUACCUAAGUUUAAGUCUAGAAAAAGCAUGAGAGAUGCGGAAUGGUUACUAGGCAGGGGUGGGGUUUUUUGGCUGGUGGAAAUGCCAAUCAGUCCUUUUAGGGCACUUCCAGACGAUUGUUUCGUUCAGCAAUAAAUGUGCAGUUGUCAGUAGCUUGUUACAAGAUAAUUUAGACAUCCCUUGAGACAGUGAUUUUGUUGCAGGAAAAGCCCAAUUGGCUAGUGUCCAUGAUUUCACAAGCCCCCUCUGUUCAUGCACACGCCCUCCCUUGGAUGUUUAUGGUAGCCCUCAAGCACCAGACUAUUCGUGCAGCCUUCAAAAAGAGCAGUAAACAGGAGGCAAACCUCUGCAGAUGAAUUUGUUUCCCUCCAAGUUUUAAAUUUCCUGUGCAGAAGUUAUGGAAUUUCCCUGAUGGAUCCCAGUGGGGUUCAAUGGACCCCUUUUCUCUCCACCUCCCUUUAGCCAAAUAGAUAGUCCUCUAGGGCAGUUAUGAAAGUUUGUGCUCUCAGAUUUCCUCCAUGUGCACUAAAGGUAGGUAUGUGUAUAGGAUAUAAAAAGGGCUGUGAGUUUUUCUGGGAUCCCCACAUGCAUGGAUAGUGUGCCUAUAUGGAGAAGGAUCCCACUCAAGCAUAAUCUGACAUUUUGAAAGCCAGAUUUUUUGUUUCACUUAGGAGACAUAAUCUCAAGGGGCAGACAUAUUAUAGCAAGAACAAAAAUGAACUUUCACGAACUAGUCUCUCUCCAUCUUGUUUUCGGGUCAGAAGAGCUGGGCUUCUUAUUUAUCUCCUCCCCAUUUCAUUACAUACUGUGUAUACUAAUAUUUGCAUUUUGGGGGAGGGGGACUUACCUGUGUCCAGCACAGAACCUUCCUUCCAAGGUCUAAUCUAGUGACCUCUCCUAUACUCUUACAGCAUACCUUCAGAACAGCUUUUAUUCUUUUAACUUUGCCUCACAGGUACAUCUGGUCUUUUUUGUAAACUGUUAUCUACCAGCAUCUCUUCUUUUAUAGUGUUAUGUUUCUUCUGCACUUGUGUGAAAACCCACACAAUACUGCUCAUGAACAGAGUUUAAUACUGAGUUUCAGAAAGCAAGGGGCUAGGACUGGAAAGUAGGUAUGUGAUAUUAAGUAAAAUCUGAAAAACUAGACAGAGUCUAGAUAUCCAGUAUCUGUUGCCUUUUGCAACUCCUUGCUCUUUAGUGUGAUUAGCAGAAAUAAUGGAAGUAUACGUCAGCUUGUUUAUUGAACCUAUUUCAUGCAGACUACAGAAUUUAAAUUCAGUAUAUAUAUAUAUCAUCUGCAGUGUACAACCUUGCUUAUGAUGCAUGCUUCUAUUGCAAGAGGCUAAUCUUGUUAAUCCCACUCCUUGAACGGAGUUGUAUGUUAAAACUAAUUUGCAAUAUACCUUUCUUCCCUAAAUUUGUCCUGUAAAUUCACAGACUGAGAGCCAGACAAUGCAAGUUUGCUUCUGCUCACACAUGGGGGCUUUUCAGCUUCCCACCCUUCUGACAGCAGUCUGACUUGAGACUUGCAGAAUUAGCUGCUCUGCUUCAUCUUGCAGGAUUAACAGUGUGAUAACAUACCAGUUUUCUGCAAUUUUCCUUACGUAGGGUUUCAUUAUCAUGCAUAUUUCCCCAAAGCACAAUUUCUGUUCUAGUAUCCUAAAGCCCAAGUCCAACUUGUUUCAUUCUCUGUAUGCCAUACAUACUUUCUCUCUCUCUCUCUCUCUCUCUCUCUCUCUCUCUCUCUCUCUCUCUCUCUCUCUCUCACACACACACACACACACACACACACUUGCUCUCUCAGAGUGUGAAGCUCUUUCAUCUACACGGCCUGGUUAAUGUGUUUAACAGUAAUAAUGACACGUGCCACAUUGAUUUCUCUCAAUUUCCCCCCAAACACUUGUUCACACAAGGGACUUUCCACCAACUCUGUGACAGCUUUGGUUUUCUUCUUUGAAGAGCUGGCCGGUGUGCUAUUUCUCAGUAGUUUGGGGAGUCACCUCAUUUCCUUCAGCAGGUACCUCUUGCAUUCCAACAUGCUUUUGAAACUCAAAUCUAAAUGCCUCUUUGAGCUUCCAGAACUAGCUAUGCAAGUUAGACUGUUGUCUUGGGCUGAUUAUUACCUCAGCCCCUGGUGAUAUGGAUGGAGCAAUUGAUGAGCUGACUUCUGAAGGUCUAGACUGUAGCCCACUGUACAAAUAUAAGAGGUUUACAGCCAGACAGACACAAGUAAGAAGUGUUAUCAUAAUUUAAGGGCCCAUUCCAGCAAGCAAAAGCCCCAGAAGAGGUUGUUGAGAGGCUAGAGCCAGGCUGCCACAAGUCACAUUAUUGGGGUGGGGGCAUGAAACUAGUCCUGUACAGGCACCAUGUUCUCCUAUGUCAUUUUAGUGAAAGAGGAAACAUCAUUUUUUAAAACUGAAUGUAAUGUAUGUGUUUAGGAAAGGGAUGCUGUUAUCGAACUACUGACAUUAGAACAAUGUCACAUUCCAUUUAGGUUUUUCUUUUCAGCAUCUCCAUGAGCCAGUCCACCCUUCUGCUUUGUACUUCAAAGGAUUUUACAGGAAGAAAGAGAUGAUACCUAAUAGCCAAAAAACAUUUCAGUCGCCCUCUGUGGCACUCAAAUGAAUUAACAGCAAAGAAGCCACAGUCGUAUUUUGUGUUCCAAUAUGUUUGACAUCAAUAAAAGGGUGACAGGAAGAAGGGAUGGCAGCAGCGGAUUAUUCAUAUAAGGCUGGUCCCUCAGCUGCUGAAAUGUGCACUCUGCGGCUCUCUUUCAACACUGGAAUCAUUUUUUUGUCUCAUACUUCAAUGUGGGUAAAAGCAAUGUGAAAAAAGAAGAGUUUGAAGGUGAUAAUUUAUAUUAGCUUUGAUUCCCCCCUCCCACCCAAACAAAUACUGCUCUUACAAACAUACUUUGAAAACUUGACAGAUCUUGCAGUAAAAAAAGUACUUUCUCUUACCAUACCGGGAUAGCAGUGAUUUGGCAAUGAAUGAAAUUGACUGCAAGGUAUUUCCCCCCUCCCCCAUUACCCUUCUACUACCCCCACAGCCUGUUGUUCUAUGGAAUGCUUGCGUGUCUCCUUUUAACUAAGAAAUCACACUCUUCCUAGAUAUCCACCAGGCAUGGUGAGCGUUACACCAGGCGGGAUUCCGGCAGCUAUGGAAGGUAUUAUCCCCGGAGGGAUCCCUGUUACCCACAAUCUUCCGACAGUGGCGCAUCCUUCCCAAGCUCCAUCUCCUAAUCAGCCGUCCAAACAUGGGGACAACAGGGAACAUCCCAAUGAGCAAUAG
This is a messenger RNA of Podarcis lilfordi (Lilford's wall lizard), 67608 nucleotides long. The record is from the annotation of a GenBank genome assembly. NCBI's taxonomy places the organism in Eukaryota, Metazoa, Chordata, Lepidosauria, Squamata, Lacertidae.